GAGAGAGUGUUUGUUGGCAUCACUGCAAGGAGACCUCAGAGACGCCAGUGGUGAGGAAACUUUAAUUUAAUCAAAUUGACAAGAUAACUUUAAUUUAGUGACUGAGAGAUUGAAAUGUGUGCGUUUAUUGAUAAUUUAAGUCUAAAUUUAAAAUGUAGUGUUUAACCUAAUAUAGUGGCACUGGUGGUUUAGGUCUGACACUUUUCUGAUUAUCUUUUGGUCUCUUUUUGUAGUUUAAACUCAUGUAAGCUUUCAUAAAGUGAAAUUAUUUGAUUUAAAUAGACCAUAACCUUAAAUAUCAAGUUUGAAAUGUACUUUGAAAUGAGUAUUGAUGAGGUUACUUGUUUUGUGCUUACUUAGUGACAGCCAGAUUUUUUCACUUAUUCCCUUUGAGGUUCUCAACCUGCGACUGCAACUGGCUCCCAACACCAAUAAAAGGGAAAGAAAAGCAAGCUGAGUCGUCUCCAGCGCUCUCUGUUGAUCUCCAGACCUUAAGCGAGUUGGGGCGGCCAAUGAUGCUCGGACAAUGCAAACAAGAAGCAAAACGGGGUGAGUUCAAGGAUUUUUUUUAUUUUUUUAAUCAACUUGAGUGACAAUUUGGCGACACAAUGACACUGUGUUGCCAGAGCCAUUCAAAGAUGAGAUCUCCAAACUUCCUAUGAUACUGUAAAUUUAGUUUGUUUAAGGUAAUGUGGGAUGUUUUAAUAUUGUGUUGAUUCUGAUGACACCUGAAGACCAAAUCAGUUGUGUUCUUUUGGAGACUGCAAUUCCCAUGAGCACCAUUGGCCACUGUGUGCAGCUCUGUGACUUUGUUGUUGAAACAAAUCAACAAAAAUCUGAUCUUUCUUUUCAUAAUACUUUCCUCAGAUCAAGAAAAGUUUUUGCAGGAUUCAAAGUGAUGUGGUAAAAAUAUUAAUUAAAAUGAGUAAUGCAAUAACAGCAAAAUUUAGUAAACUCUGAUUAGCUACAGUUUCUUAGCUUUACAAAAGAUGGCCCAGUCUGAUCAUUUCAGUGUUUCCUGCCACUGCUCCUAGUUAAGAUGACCAUAUAUCCUCUUUAACCCGGACAUGUCCUCUUUUUGGGGGGGCUGUCCGGGCUUGCCCGGCUUUGUCUGUGGAAGUUUAUAAAAUCCUUCUAAUGUCCACGGUUUUGUACCGAAGUUUGGCGUUUGUGUCACAUGGACUUACUGAGUUAGAAGCGCGUAUAAGACACUUGAUGCGGCCCGAAGAAGCUCUAAAAAUUAACUUUGUGCAACUCCGUGACUGCGCAACCGAGUAGUCGUGUCCUCUUUUUGGGAAGUCAGAAUAUGGUCAACCUACCAUACUGUUUUGAUAUGUGUGCUGGUUUCCCACUAAAUAUUCAUUAAAAUGAUAACGUAAUUUAGCCAUGUAGGUCACGAGAAAGCAAAAGAGUAAUGCUAUCGCAAAAUCAGUUGCAUUUAAAAUCUGUAAAUAACAUCUGUUUUAUCAGGCUCAUUCUGCUGAAUUAAACCAGUCUGCAGCAACUAUGUGACACUAUUUAACAUAAAACUGAGACCAUAUGACAAACAGAUGAAGCAUCACUCCAAAGCUACCACAGAAUUCAGAUAAAAUCCAGAUUAUAUGACCACAAGUCAGCUAUCUGCUUAUCUGACUCAUACCCUCCAGUGGAUGACUGAUCACCACUUAAACGCUAAAAAUGGGUCAGUGCAGGCGUGACUCUGCCCCAUGUUGGGACAAAAGGCGGUUGUGUUGCUUUAUUGACCUGUUUUGUCGUCUUUGGCCUUGAAUAGCAGACUUGGCAAGAUGCACUUCCUGCACUGGGACGCAUCUAUUGUUGAAGGUAACACUUAUUUUCCCAUCAAGUGCAACAGAGACUGCUCCUCAAAGUGCUUACCAUUGUUUUAUUAAACGUCUGCAAACACUCCCUGAUAAUGGGUGUUGAAAAGCCACAGUGUUUGGGGUCAGAUUGCUCCAUCAAGGAAAAAUAGAUUGAAUGUCUAAGUUUAGUUUGUGUCAAGUAUACUGAAAAAGAAAUAUAUUUUAGUAAAAUGAAGAAUCAUUUGGUACGUCGUGAUUAUUGAUCAUUUUUGACGUGUAAAGCAAAUGUGUCAUUACUGCAGUAAAUUUGCAAUCACUGAUUUUUAUCCCGUUUGUGACCAUAAUCUGAUGCAGCUGGAGAGAUGAUCGUGAAUCCGUCCUUUGUUGCAGGUGCAUCUAUCAUUUUCCAGUGACGACAUUUGCAGUAGCUUGUUGAGAGAUUUGCAAUUAGUAUUUAAAAGGGAAAAACCUUUGAUGAAGAGAGAAACACACCCCUCAAUCUUCCACUUUGGUGUUCCAUUUCCAGUUUAUCACUGAAGCUGAAGUUUUCUUCGUAAAAGCGUCUUUGAAGUCUGACUCAGAUAAGAUCAAACAUUUUUAUAUAAAACUGUUACAGAAUUAUUAAAUGAAAAACUUGUCCAAAAAAUAAUUGACCUGCUCUUUUGUCUGAGAAAGCAUCAAAGCCUUGUGACUCCCCCAGGUAUUGGCUCCCACAGCAUGUAGUAUUUUCAAGAUAGGACCUGUGCACCGCUGCUGCUUUCCAACAAAAGUUGUAUUUCUCUGAGAGGUAAACUAUCUUUCUGUUCAAGAGAGAGUUCCUCGGUAAUGGUAGUGUAAUUCUGAAAUUAUUGAGCAAGUUGGAGGUUAAUGGAUGCCAUAAAAUACAAGCCUGAAACCUGCGUAAGCAAACAGACACUGAGUGCUGCAGUUUCAGCAGCGGCAUAGUACUUUCUGUGCUCUCAACCAGUCAGGAAUUCAAACCAACAUUGAAUGAAUGAUUAAAAAUAAGGUCAUUAAGGUCUGGGUAAAAGAGGUGGGACUAAGGCUGCCAGAAUCAAUGAACUAAUCAUGAUGAAAAGUUACUUUGUUGAAUUUCUGUCUUUGAAAUUCUGUGCUAUAUGUUGUCCCUUUCUGCACACUGUAGUGGAGCUGCUGCAGUGUCUUUCCUGCUUCCUGCUGCCGAAUGAAAGAAAAUGUCUUCAAUAGGAUUUGAAAUGGCACCAAAAUUACCAGACAGCUCAGCUGAAAAGACAAAAUGAAUAUGCACUUUGUGUCAAAUAAAAUAAAAUAAAGAAUCCACUAAAAUACCUUAAAUUUGAGCUACCACCUGGAGGCUAAACUUACAGACAUGUAUACAGAGUAAGACGUAUCAGCUGCAUCUGGACUUCCUGGGUGGUUGAUUCACCUUUCUUUCGCUGGAAAUAACAGUUAUCAUGUACAGGACCUGUACAAAACACAAAGAGGUAGUUUGGAGCUGUAAUACACACUUUCAAAUGUUUUGAAAUGCAAAAUAAUAGAAUUUCAAAGUGGGAUGGAUCACAUGUUAAUACCUUAUUACGUAAAGGUGGGGUUUUCCAGCAAAGUAGCUCUCUGCUAUACCUUCUGGAAGUGUCAAAGCUGAUAAAUGCACUGUUGACGUCGGUGAUGAUUACUUUGGCAUCAGAAAGUCGAGUUCCUGCUGUAAUUCAUAAUUAAUGUUCAUAAAACGUCACUUUAUAUCCAGCUAUAUUCUCUGUCUUUCAUGCAAACUGUACAUGCACAGCUCUACAUGAAUCUGACAGGGUGUAGAGGCUGUUUUCAUCCGAGGUGCACUGUGCCAACCGAGUUCAGCUUAAAUGAGCCUGUUUUUAUUGGCUCCUUAGUGCUUGGCUCGAGAAGAGUUUAGCUUGAGCAGGCAUGGCCUGCAGUGUCUUAAAUAGCUUGUGAGGUCCCGACUUUGCUUUUAACUUCAGCAGUGAGUGAGUCACUUGGUAAUUAUUAUAACCACAAAACAAUUAUUUACAUUCCAUCUAAUUGAUAAAAGCUUCACCUCCACAUGUGUUUGAGGUUUAUACAACACAGCAGGAUGCACAAGGUGCUUUUAGCUCGUACCGCUGAACCUGAGUAAUUGAUCUGCUGAGAAUUACAGUGGCAAAAGUGAUGGGACUUAACAUUUAAUAGGGCCCGGGCUCAGCUCAUUUACAACUUAAUGCAUCCGUGGUAGGAGCCUUUAUUUAACGAGGAAAUAACUUCAGGGUAGUGUAAGGGAGAUGUUUUAUGUCUACAAGAUGUUGACGGUGCAUUUGCCAUGCAGCAUUUUCAACUCAAAGUACCUUAAGUACUGAAAGUCCUCAAUAAAAGAAACAAAAACAAAACCUGCAGAUACAUGCAGUGUGAAGAUGCCUGAAGGCCAAGAGCCUAAAACCUUCAAAUCUGGUAGAGAAAGACUCAACGCACUUUGUAGAUAAUGCAUUUUAGAUGGGAAAGUCUGGAAAUAUACACUCAAGGCAUUUUAGCAAAGUCAUGUAUUGUACUCAAGUCAAGUCAAUGUUUAUUUAUGAAGCACCUUUAAAAGACAGCAGUCAAACAAAGUGCUGUACAUGGAAUAAGAAGUAAAUAAAUAGAUAACAAUAAAAAUAAAAUUAAAAACAGUCGAAUAAAAUACAGACAGUAAAAGAAUAAAAGCUACAGUGUCUCUGAUUUCUGUGUGCAUUUAAAGGCAAGGGAGAAAAGGUGGGUCUUUAAAGAUGACGUAAAACACCCUAAUCCUCUGUAAUCCUCUAAUCGUAUAUCAAGUUAACAGGUAUACUGUAUCUAUUUCUAUUACAGAAGGAGGGAUAGUGCCACUAAAGUGUCUUGGGAUUUACUUAUUGUCAAAUAUAUUGUUUGUUUGACAAAUUGCUUUACAUUGAUCUUAAAUCUUAUUUUACUGAAGACCUGAAGCCUCAUGAAUUUGAACCACUGAUUUUGAAUAUUGGAAAUGGUGUUCCACAAGGAUCAAUAUUGGAUCCUCUGCUAUUUCAUGAAAAAUAUCAUUAGUGCUCUCUGCUCUUCAAGUCUGCUCCCUGUUUUUGUCCUUUUUUCACAUUUGGAUCGGACACAAUCUUAUCAGGACAUGUUUUCUUCAUAAUCAUGCAUUUAAAUUCUCAACACUGACAUUCGAAAGAUGCCAGCAUGCAUAUAAAGUUCCAUAUAUCUUAAAAAAAAAACUGGAAAAUUUUUGUCGCCAGUAGCAACUGUCGCAAGUUGAAGCUGUAGAAAAUUUAAAUAAAAUGCACCAAUCCACAAAACUGACCGUCUUACAGCACUUCACAAACAUACGAGCCAUUAUAGGGUGUAGACAGAACAUUUUCUUCUUUCCUGGACCAACAUUUCACUUUCGAUCAGUGAGGAAGAAGUUGAACUAAAUCAUGAUUUCCAGGUGCCUUUAAAAUUUGAUUAUGGGAAUAUUUCCUGCCUUUUAGAGGAAAAGAAGUUUCCAACUUUGUUGUUAGAAUAUGAGCCGUUAUACUGAUGCAAGCAAUUGUUUUCAGAAGUAACCCAAUAAAUCAUGUCUCUGGACAACCUGGUAGAUAUAACAGGAAAACAGAGAGCAAAUCCACAGAGGGAAAAGCCAGGCGGGAUAGAAUCACCUGCAGGAGACUGGUCUUUGGCAGUACAGUCAAGAGUGUGCAGGAUAAGAUUUAUUUGUAAAUCCUCCUUUUUUUGUUUUUUAAGUACAGAACUAAAGAUUUAGUAAAGUAGAUCAUGAUUUAUCAUAAAUAAACUAAAUAAGUUUGAGUUUUUAAAUGUUCCCUCGAUGUUAUCUAAGUUUAUGGUUGACAUAAUAUGAGGUACUUAAAGUUAAGUGUUACUCUAACCACAUACAGUAGCCACCCCUCUUUGUUCUGCAUUUGGCAAAGGUUCACUGUGAGCUGCACCAAAUUAGUCAUAGGUGAGGGUGUGACUCAUUUCUCUUUUUGUAAAUCCAAAAAAAAAAAGAAACCGUCAUUGCUCUUUUGAUUAUAAGUUGACACAUGUAGGCAUAAGCAAUUACUAUUUUUAUAGCCAGCGGGGUCGGAGACACUUCAUUUUUCCUUGUUGUAAAUCUGCUGUCGUUUGGUGCAUUGUUUAACUUUCCUGCACUCGAAAGAGCAUCCUACAUGUGGUGAAACGACACGCUGAUGAUAGAGCAGAGUUGAUAUAAAAAUGAACUCUGUGGGAGGAAGUAUGCAGGCAUUGGUGGUCUGCCACUGCUGGCACAGGCUCCUCGUGUUUCCACAGGAGAUGCCAAAUGGUUGCAGGCCGUGCCAAGGGAGUGAUGGAUCAAGGCGACAGUCCGCGGUAUUCCCAGGUCUCUGAUCACAGAAGGUACCUCUGCAGGGAAACCUGGGAAAAUCCGGAGAUGGGAACGGUUUCUGAUUUGUUCUCUGCGCAGAGCUUUGACUCGCCGUGCUGCAAACCUCUGCGGUGCAUUUUCAUUUAGAUCAAAGGGCCCAACCCCAAUUCCAAGCAUGCAAACACAGUGAAACAUCUGCAGCCCAAUCCAUGAUAUUUCCCCGGAGGAUUUUCCAACUUCACAUAUUAAAACAAACUCCUCCAAACUGUCUGCCACACCCCUGACCACUGGGGCUCUGACCACUCUGUGUCCACAUCUGUGCUGGUUUGAGUGGAAAAUAACCAAGAAUGGGCUUCUUAUCGUGAGAAAAUGAGUGCUCAGUGUGGGUCUGACCGUGCAUUUGAACUACCACUCGUCUUAAACCGUCUAUUUUAUAUUUUAUUGUUUGACUUUUCUCGUACCUUUCCCCCAAAACAUCUUGCUCCAGGGCUGCAAUAGAGAAAAAUUCAGUCUGGUUUCAAACUUGGAGAAAUUACUGUUGAUGUAUUUAGUUUUUAGUAAAAAAUAAUAUUUUAAAGUGAACAUCAUCAGCACUAGUUUCUCAUGCACACUCUGUGAGUGAUCGACCAUUUGCUGCCAUACAUUGGGUUGAGGCUGAUAAUAAAACAGUGAAAUCACUGAUUCUGAACUUGAAUACUGUUAUCCUGCCACCCCCCAUCCCUUAUCCAGCAUAUACUGUUAUUUCAGUCCACAAAUAAUUAGUAAAAGAUUGUUCAUGCAACAUAUUAUCUAAAAUGUAUUCCCAGAGAAAUAAUCAAAACUCCGGCAGAAAUGAGUAUAGAUUCAGAAAAUGGGGAAAAUGAAUGACUAAAAUAUGGUAUAUUCCAAAAAGUUUUAAAUUAAAAUACAUCUACAUCUAUAGCAAUUUGAGUAAAUAAGUUGAAGUGAAAUAUAAAAUUUUGUCCGCAGACAUAGGGGGGUUAGGUGUCCCACACAGCGAUUAUAGCGAUGACAUCGGGUAAGAUAGAGGAGUCUGUUAUGAUCUCAUGGUUCAGUUUCAGAGUAAAUCAGUCCAAGAAGGUCACUGUCGUCUCCCACCAGCUGAUAAGGAUGAACUUUGGAGAAUUUGCAUCACUCUGACUCAGAGUAGGGACGGGGAGGUCACUGCUGCUCAUGUGGGCUUUAUACUGUAGAUGGAAAUAAACAUUAAGACAGCAAUGAAAAUGAACGCCUUUUCUUAGUCCCUCCCUGGAUAUUUUACUUAUAACUCAUGGAUUAAGAUAAGCAUUAGUGUAGGGGCAGUUGGGGAUGGGGAUACAAAUGUUCCAUUGCGUUGUAUGCAUGUGUUUAUCGGAUAGGAAAGUUUUGUCCUCGCACUUUCACUUCUCACAGUAGCUAUGAGCGCAAGGUCCUUUAACACAAUCCCUUACCUGUUCAAGCAUCUCACAAUGUUGCUUAAGUGCAUCUACUAGGUCCUAGAACUUUAUCUAAUAGAUGAAACUCAAAGCAUGUAUAAGUCUGUUUUAAAAUUGCUCUGUAUGCUCGAUAAUUGCUUUUUCUUUAAGGUAGAUUUAUACGAUAUUGUGGAAAACAGAGGAAAGGAUUCUUGGCCCUAGGAGCAACUCUAGAACUUAAAACCCAUCAGGAUAAGUUUCCAUCACGCAUUGUUGUUGACAUAGCUGAUAUAAUAUAUGAUUUGAUUGGUUGAUGAAGAAGUGACACAGACAAGCUGAUGCUGUGAGCAUAAAAAGCUCUGUUUCUACAAAAAUCUGCUAGCUCGAAAAAUGCUAAAACUGAAAACCCAUCAGGAUAAGUUUCCAUCAGCCGUUGUUGACUAAGCUGAUAUUGGGACGUUCUCCACUUCUUGAUUUUGAUUGGUUGAUGGAGAAGUGUUACCGACAAGCUGAUGCUGUGAGCAUAAAAAGCUCUGUUUCUACAAAAAUCUGCUUGCUUAAAAAACACAGCCUGUGUACACAGGCUAUUACUGUUUUCAAUUUCAAGCAUGUCUUGAUUGUUAAUAAAAACAAACAAAUUACUAAGCAGCCAUUAAGAAAGUCAUCAGAGCCACACAGGGACUCCAAGGCUGUUUUUGCAGACAGAAAGCUCUCUCGGUACAAUAGAAAGAUUGGGUUUAUGUUUUUUGAGCCUGCAUCUUUGGUCUGAGACUAUGCAACUGGUUGCUAAGCAACCACUGUGCCAGCUCCUGUCACUGAGGUCUGUUGAGGCAAACCUUCCAGCUCUGUGGGUUUCAACAGGAAGCUUUCCAAACACAAGACAGACAUCUCAUACAAAAUUCCCUGUCCAAGGGGUUUUCAGUCUGGAUUUUUAGAGGGCCAAUCAGAACACACACAAAAACACACACAUGAAUGUAUCCGAUGUGACGGCAGUGUCUUUGGCCCAACAGUUUAAACUUAAUUUUGCAGAUAAAAGCAGAAUCCAGUUAAAAGGAAUUCAGACUUGAUCAUAUUCACUGAAACAUUUUCAAGAUAACACUAUGUUUUAUUUUCAAACAAACAAAAAGCAGAUUUUGAAGACCACGCAGCAACUGUGAAUGUAGUUAAUGAAAAAAAGGAGAGAUGAAUUUGUCCUUGGAGCCAUUUGCACUGAGGCUUUUUGGCUACACUUCAAAACACAAGAGGAAAGAGGAGAGAAAGUGAAGAAGAAUAACACAACAGUUGAGUAAAAAAGUAACACACAGUAGAAAAAAUGUGCCUUUCUGAAGUACAACGUAGCGACACUCCUGUGAGCUGUACGGAAACAGAAAAUGUUUGAUAGAGACUUUUAUAUUCAGAGCUGCUGCUGCUGCUGCUGUAAAACAUGUGGAGACACUUUUCAUUAUGACGCUUUUGUGUUUUUAUACUCUGAAAGAUAGCCACAAAUAAAUUAUUCUUCGGCUCCUCCUGCCUGAUCCCAUUUUACCCUUUUAUUCUACGUUCUUAAACGACAUCGUACAUCAGAUUUAGUUCAGUAUACGAGGGUUUUUCUCUUUUAUUUGUCUCUAUCUCUGACAUUACAAAGGCUGCUAUUUUCUCUGGAGCCAGUGUUGAGACCUGGAAACUGACCAUUAAAAUGCCUGGAGAUAUUUCAGGCCUUGUUAAAGACCUGCUGUCUGGUCCGAAGAUGAAUUCCACCCACAGCCAUUCCUCUUUUCUAUCUUUCCCUCUGCUUCACUCUGUGAUCAAGCCCUGUCAAAGGUUUUGAUAUGAAGGCUGAUGGAUAGUUCAGGGGGCUCUGGAUGCUACAUAAAUAAUCUGAGUCUGUUGUAUUGACACACUCAAUCUUGGGCUGUCCAGAUAUCAGAAUUUCACCUCAUUGGAGCCAAAAAAAUCACAAUAACAUUAUUUUCCAAUUCAUGUUUGAAACUUUGAAAAGAAAUACAACAAUUGGUUACAAACCAUGUCAACAAGCCACAUCCAGCUAAAAUUUUUAUCUCCAUUUUCAGGAUCAAAACACUGCCAAAGCAUGCAUUGCUGCAAGAUGUCGUCUGUCAUGUGCAUUGGUUUACAUCCGGGUCGUAGAGCAUUAUAGCAUUUUAGCAACAGCCACUAGCGGUAGCUACUGAAGCUAGCUGUGCUACAGCUAAGACAAAAUUAUGACUAGCAUUAACAGAAACUAGGACCCCGUUGGGGCACUGGCGGGCCCGAGCCGUGUCGCGUCCCCCCCCCCCCCCCUCCAAUGUGCUGCCUCCCCGUCCCAUUUGUGUCCUCUGGCCAUCGCCCUCUCUGUUAACGCCCAUCACUGCAAAGACCCUUUUCCUUCAUCGGCGUUUGCUGUUCUUCCUGCCAUUGCGUGUUGCUUUCACUUACACUUGCUACAGCCAGCCUCGUGAGUGCCUAGCCUAUUGGAUAUCACUGUCACCUACACAGGACAGUCAUUACCUUUCUAUUAAUACUUUGUGUUUUAAUUUCACAUUAAUUUCCAUAUUGUAUAAACGACUGGAAAAAACUUGAGCCCCUGCCCCUGUAUAAUCAUGUGCAUGUCUCUGUUCUAGCUCCAAGGUGAAUCUUCACUGCUCAUGUUCUCCUCAGAAGCACUCACCUCACUCCCCUCAGGUUACUGUACACAUGCACCAACUGCCUGCUUCAGGUUUGGAUGGAGCUUCAUGGUUGUCUUUUGGAGAAAUGACCAGUCAAGUUGUGUUUGAAAUUUGAUUUUUUUCAGGGGCAAAAGGAGCCUCUGCAUUCUUGUCAAAUAUGUAAAUAGCAUGUUUUUGCAGGUGCUAAAAACCAGACUCUGAGUGUGUGUGUGUGUGUGUGUGUGUGCGUGUGUGUGUGUGUGUGUGUGUGCGUUCAAGUCACAUGACAUAUUUAACCGGAUGUAGCUGCAAGACGGAGCCUCGUUGACUCUCCGUUUCAACUUAUCUCAAAAGUGAGGACCUCAACCUAUAUACCAGUUUUUAAAUUGUGUUGAUAGGCCAAAUAAAACCAGAGUUAUGAUAAAUUAUGUCUGCGAUACUUUUUUUCUGCUUAUUUUGAUCACGUUCGGCGCUCGAUCGCGCUGUAUGAGACAGGAAAACAUAGCAUGCAGACAUUAGCGACAGGUCUUACAGGCGGAAAAGGCUUGCCAAAAGAAAAAAAAAAAACACACCACAACAUCUCUCCUAUUGGUGGAAAACUUCACCACAACAACCAAUCCAAAAUUAUAUGGUGACUGAUUGACAAGGGGCGGGCGCUUACGUUCUUCCUGCAACAUGAGAAGGGAGGGAGGGACUCUCAGCAGGGAUGCAGUCUGGGACACGUAGUUGCAAACCUAGCGACUUUGUUGUUAGAUUCAAUGACUUUUCAGACCCCCUAACGACUUUUUUAGAAAGAAAGGGACUUUUAUCGACUUCUUCUGGAGUUUAGAGACUCUGACAUGAAGCAGGCUUUCCUUACUGAGGAGUUAGCAACGCUGCUAAGGGUGCAGAGCCACACAUGCGCUCCGAGCUCUGCAUGGGAGACUGAAGCUGACAGAGCUGCAGCAGUUAGCAGGUUUCACCCUCAGAGACCACCAGGGGUUCAUGUUGAGGCAUUUUAAUUUUUUUUUUUUUUGUGCCAUAGACACUGUCAGCACAAUCUGCAGUUACACUAACAAAAAUGCUGCAAAAAACAAAGAAUUAUGGAAAAAUUACACAUGGACUGACAUAGAGGAGGAUCUACACAAGUUUUUUACAUCAUGUUUUACAUCAUGCAUCAUUUACAUCAUGUUUUUUUGUAGUGGCAUAAAUAAAAAGUGACAUUUGUGAGACUAUACAGUGUUUUGUAAAUAAUUUUACAAAGAACGCCUGGGCCAUUGCCUGCAUUUUGAUGUAAAUAGAGGUAAAUCACUAUGUUCUUUGUUAAAAAUUUGCAUAUGUUUUGAAGUUUACAAUUUUUAUUUGAAGUUUAAGUUUUAAAAACAGUUCAUCACACAUAUUUGUGGUUUUCACAGUAAAAAUGUUACUUUUUUCCACUCGGAUUUUAUGUUUUGUGUGUGAAUUUGGGUCCAUUGUGUAAAUUCAGUAUGUCAACAUGAUAAAAUAACUGUAAAUUCGCACAGGUGAGGUUGUGCUGAAAAAAAUGAUACCAGGCAAGGCACGUGAUUGUCAAAUUUUGUGUCAAUAUGACAAAGCGUAUAGGCGUGAAUCUCAACAAUAUGUAUUUUCACCUUAGGGGACAAGAAAAAAUGGACUUUUUUCUCCUGCCAUGGGGGGGCGCUCUUUUGGGGAGUAAAAAUUCCUUCACAAAUGUGUUGAUGGCUGGACAUUGCAUCAUCCUAGAAAACUUGGAGGCCAGUGAGGACAAAAAUAAAAAGUUAUAAGACUUUUAAAUAUGUGGAUUUUAGGGUUAUCUUUGGCGCCCCCUAGAACCUAAACCGUGGGGUGCAGCGUCAUGAUUUGAAUAACUUUUAAUGGCCAUGGGGUGUAGAUUGGCCUGAGCAAAUGUGGUGCCGGUGGAACGAAAGCCUUAGGAGGAGUUAGCCACAUUCCAAUGUGUGCGGAUCGGCAAAAAAUGCGGAAUAACCCUUUAACCGUACAUUUGACAGAUACGCGCGCAUUGACUUUUUCGUAGAUCUUAUUGAGUUACAUGUGUGUGUCAAUUUUUGUGUCAUUUUGACAAAGCGUAUAGGCGUGACACUCAACAAUGUGUAUUUUCACCUUAGGGGACAAGAAAAAAUGGACUUUUUUCUCCUGCCAUGGGGGGGGCGCUCUUUUGGGGAGUAAAAAUUCCUUCACAAAUGUGUUGAUGGCUGGACAUUGCAUCAUCCUAGAAAACUUGGAGGCCAGUGAGGACAAAAAUAAAAAGUUAUAAGACUUUUAAAUAUGUGGAUUUUAGUGUUAUCUUUGGCGCCCCCUAGAACGUAAACCGUGGCGUGCAGCGUCAUGAUUUUGAUAACUUUUAAUGGCCACGGGUUGUAGAUUGGCCUGAGCAAAUGUGGUGCCGGUGGAACGAAAGCCUUCGGAGGAGUUAGCGAAAUUCCAAUGUGUGCGGAUCGGCAAAAAAUGCGAAAUAACCCUUUAACCGUAAUUUUGACAGAUACGGCCGCACUGACUUUUUUGUAGAUCUUAUUGAGAUACAUAUGUGUGUCAAUUUUUGUGUCAAUAUGACAAAGCGUACAGGCGUGACAGUCAAUAGUGUGAAUUUCCACCUUAGGGGGCGCUAUGGAGCCAUUUUGCAUUUUAUUGUUUGGGCGACUUCAGAAUAUCGAAUUUUUCACCAGGCCCGGUCGUCCUGCCAAAUUUCAUGAGUUUUCGCCAGUGGGAAGUGGGCCAUUUUCCAGUUCAAAGGGGAGGAAAAAGAAAAAAGAAAGAAAGAAACAAAGAAAAACCACUUGGGGAAUAAUAGGGCCUACGCCCGGCUGCUCUGCAGCUGGCUCGGGCCCUAAUAAUAAAGAUAUUAUAGUGAGUCUUACCAGCUUAUAAUUCUUGUGCUGACCAUAGAAUACAUAGAAUGGACACCCUCUGCCUCCUUGCUGGGUGAAGCCACCGCAAGAACAGCACCCUCUGGUGACAGGCUGCAGUAUAGGUCAUAAAUCCAGCCUCCUCCAGAAAUCCCUAUGGAGCUGUGGACAAACUUUAAAAAUCAAUUACACAGAUUUUGAAUUUUUCUCACCCCUGGUUGCGAUGUUGACAUGUAGUUACUGUAAGACUGGUUUGAGCUCAAAUCCUCUUUUUCAAAGUUAUCAGGGGGUUCAUGUUUUCUAUGAUUGACACUUGAUUCAGCCAAUGGUAGGGUGACCAUGUUCUGACUUCCCAAAAAGAGGACACAACUACGUGGGAGCGCAGUCAUGGUGUUGCACAAAGUUAAUUUUGAGAGUUUUCAGGUUGGAACGAGUGUCUCUUACACGCUUCUAACUCAGUAAGUCCACCUGACACAAACUGGCAACUUACACACAAAACCGCAGACAUUAGAGGGAUUUUAUGAACUUCCCGGACAAAACUAGACAAACCCGGACAGCCCCCAAAGAAGAGGACAUGUCCGGGUCACACAUGGUCACCCUAGUGUAUGGACGCACGAAGAUUGCGUAGCUCACCCGGGGUAUACGCUGUUUGAGCCGAGCGUCAUCACAGCAACUCUCCUGCCGAAUGUGUACAACGCCACUACGCAAGUGGUGAUUCCAGGAAGUGGAGAAAAUCCUGGAAAUACCGAGAGCUAUUUGGUGUCAAGUUGGUAUAAUGACAGAAGGCAGAGCCAAGUUGUCCAUAGUAUAUACAGUCUAUGGUGCUGACCAACAAGGGUGAUAAUGUACAGUCAUUUAAACACACACACACAUUACUGGAGCUUGUAUUGGUAUGUGAAAUAUUACACACUGUAGCUAAAUCUAGAUCAAAUAUUGUCCUUUCACAAGGCAGCAAAUAUCGAUAAUUUGGAGGAGAGGAGAGUAAAAAUAGAAGAAAAUGGCUGUGGUAGGAAGACUAAGUCCCUCCACCUGUGUUGGUGUCUAGAGCUAAAGCACCUGUGUGAGAUGAAGCCCAUUACAGAGACGUUACAUGGCCGUUUCCACAGAGGAAAGACCACAAGUGGCCAAUUAGGUAAUUAGAGCAACUUAUUCCUCUCAGUCCUCCUUUUCCAUCUUCUAGACUAGCGCAGAAAUCAGAAGCUCCUGCAUGAAAAAACAGAAUUGUGUGCACGUAAGGCGCAGCUGGACACAGAGGAAAAGAAUGAGGGCUCAGGGUAGGAGACAAAGUAUGUCAUUUGUCUCUGUCAGCACACCGCAGGAUUUGUUUACUCUCUUAACCCAAGCCAUUACUACAGCAGACAGAGGAGAGUAAUUACAUCUGCAUGCAUCUGGAUUUGCUGCACGCACUCACAACUGGCCAUUUGUGGAACCAAAUUACACUUCAGUCUUAAUUUUAAGUGUACAGUCUUUCUCAUUUGGUAUAAUUUUGUCUUUUUGAGAGCACUGCGUCUUAAACUUGUGUUACAGUGUGUACACAGCCGGUGCCAAAGGAUGAAAUAUCCUGACCUGGGUGUUGUGUUGAUUAAACCUUUGGGAUUUCUUGUCUCCACUCUGUACAAGUGAAAGGGAGAGUAGAAGCUUGAAUCUAUGGAGCCAUACCAUUAUCCACAUAGACCACAAGUACACACUGUAAAUUUGAGACUAAUCUGGCCCAAUUUGACUCACAAGGAUGGUUUUGAAUUGCUUCAUGACAGCUUGAUCUCACAUUGUGGUAAAUGGUAAAAUGGUAUCUGUGAGCAUAACAGAAAUUACACUAAGAGGACUUCACAAGCUCAUAAAAUAACGUGAACAUUUGGUUGUGACGCAGAGUUUUGAAGUCCAUUGGCGGUCAAAGGUGGGUCUUUACCCCCAAUUUCCACCACAUCCAGAACGGCUACAAAAAGGGGCUAUCCGCCGAUCGUAGCUGAUCGUAACCACUCAAAAUAAUGUGUCAGUUUCCACCGGCUUCAUUCUGUUCUGCUGUGGAUCGCCGGACUCCACAGCUGAUCACAAGAGUUCUAUUUUUUCCGGACACCGGAGCAUGCUGUAUAAAUUGAGCAGAGAUUAACCCGUGCUGGAAAGGAAGUCGAGCACAGACACAAAAUAAAACAUCCGGCUACUUUUCAAAAUAAAACACUCCCUGUUUCAGGCAGAUCAUAUUUCACACCAUGCAAACGUACAGAGACGAACGAGUGAAAGGUUUUUAGACAGCAUGUCCCCCUGAUCACACCAUGGAUGAGGAGAUGCUGAUUCUAGAAGUCUAGAAGUAGAUUUCCUCCUCUGGAUGGACACUCUACUGCUUUUAUGGUUAGCCUAUGUGGCUAAAAGAAACUUGUUAUCGUGCGAUUACACGUGAAUCCGUAGGUUCUUGUGAGUUCUCACGAUUACUGCUGUCUGUAAUCUGCCACAAAAUUCGUCUCACAAACGGAUCCGGUAGGAGUUGGCAUAUGGCGAAAAUCACCGCCGUUCCGGAUCAGAGCCGUUCCAGAUGCGGUGGAAUUCCCGGGUUAGCCUUCCAACAAAUGGCGCCCACCUGUCAGUCAAAUCAGUCCUUGUAACUUCAAUGGCUUCUGAAUCAGAUAUGUUACCAACAAGUUGGUUUCUGUUUCUUCUUCAACCAGACUCUUGCUGGAAUCUGUGGCUUCAGAACUUCUGCGUCAACUUGAUUGCGGAAAAUCUUUGGGAGAUCUUUUGGUCUUUUCAAAAGUUUUAUUUUUAGAUAAUUUUUUAAUUAAGUUAAUUUUUCAAUUGCACAGUUUGUGUCAGGCGUUGCACAGGGUCAUGGGUAGCUGGAGAAGAGAGGUCUCUCCACAUCGAGUCUGUUUAUUUUCUGACAUGUUUUACAGGUUCAUAAUCUGAUAGAAACAUCACACAUGGAAACUUUGCACAUUGAGUCUGGUGUGUUUAUUUUUCUGUUAAUUUGCAAAAAUUCCAUUAACAGUUUAAUAGAGGGGUCAGGAUGAUCAUAUGGUUCUUUUAUUUCACUCAAUAAAAAAAGAAAAGGAGACACUGAAUCCAUCCAGUCCUGAUAAAAAGACAGAGCAGGGAGAGUUUUACCUGCUGAGGAACUGCAGAAUUGUCUCUUCCAGGUACUGAAAAUCGACAAGGACACAUCGAUCCGUGGAAACUAAGAGAUUAGUGUUGUCCACUUUUUCUCAUUCAGAAACCUCUGUCAGCACAUCCAACGGAUGCAAAAAAUGUAGAAAAUCAAACUUGAUCUGACAAAAGUAAUGAUGGAUGAAAGUUUCAGAGAUUUCCUAUUUCUUCUUAAUCAUGCAACAAUUUCCAUGCUAAUAGGUGUUUACCGACAGGGAGGGGAGCACAGAGAGAAAACACGAGGGCGGGAAAAGCUUUUGGUAAAACCAGGAAACUAAUGGUUGAAGGAGAGACAAGAAAACGUUAAAAUAAAUUAAAUUUAUCAGCAUUUCUAAUCAAAUUUGGCUCCACAUAUAAUAUAGAGAAGGCUGAGGGGGACAUAUAAAGUGAGGUGUAUAUUUUGUGCACUCCUUUACAUGUCAAACAUACAGCAGAAUAAACUCAAACAUGUGAUUGUCAAGAUUGGUGAUGCCUGGAAAACUUUUAAUGACUCUUUCAGCACCGAUGCAUUAUUUUGAUAUGUGCCGAUUUGAUCUGUCUGCGAUUAGAGUCAAAGUUUCUCCAGGUAUUACCCUGCACCUUUAAUUAAAGUCACUCUGAAUGGUUGCAGAUAUAGCAUAUGUUAAAGCUGAUAAACUUGGUAGCUCAAACUUAUUAUUUUCAUUUCAUCCAGUGGACAGAGGGAGAUGUUAUCCAGCCUGAGCAUUGAUGCUCACUGAAACACACCAAUUAAAACCCACACUGACGCUGAGCAUGCUAGCUUGCCUGUCUGCUGUGCGAGGAGGUGUAUCAAAGAAUAAUAGGAGAUGAGACUUGUUUUCCCUCGCCUUUUCCUUUUCCCGCCCGGGCCCCGUGACACUCGCUGAUAAAUAAUGGAACUCAAAUGCAGCCCGAGGCAGCAGAGAACACAGCAGCUCCCUAAAAAUCACGGCUCAGAUCAAAGGAUUAGCUGUGGAAAUGUAUGCACCGGGAAAAGUAAUGACCAUGUGCUUUGGUUGUGCGAGCGCGUGGGUGUGUGUUUAUCACAGAACUGUUCAUCUGAGAGAAAGACAGUGAAGAUGACAAAUAACAGAGUUUAAUGCAAAUUUAAGGUGCACAAGCUGAAUAAAUUGAGUCACGACUGAUCUUAUUGUGUUGUUGCAUCAGCCUGUUCUCAUAUUCUUCUUAAAUGAAACAUAAGAUGAAGAUUUUCAUGUGUGAUAGUCAUCGUGGAGUUAGGCAGGUAAAGUUUGUGUGUUGUGGUGGGAUUAGAGAUACCUGUCAGUGAGGUACCAAGCAUAAGAUCCGGUUGGAAAACCUUUGAUAGUUGUUUAGUUUGUCUUCAAACUUCAUCUGGGGUGUCAAAAACCCAUGAAUCAAAUUAAAAGUAUUUUUUUAAACUUGCAUAAAUAAAAACAGCCCCUCUUUUUCUUUUUGAAGGUCCUUUAUUUUUGUUCAUGUACAUUUCUUACAUACAUACAGAUUGAACAUUCGAAAGACAACCAUGAGUUGUCAGGCGUUAGAUGGAGUCCCCAUGUCCAAUCGUUGCCCUUAUAACUCCCCUUCAAAAACUGUCACUUAGGACUUUUACAGUUACGUUGAUCUAUGGUUAUGGAAAUUUAACUGGACAACCGUCCUUGUCCCAGUUUACAAACACAAGGAAAGAAGUGAAUUUUGGUUCAAAGCGUCCUUUCAGCUCAUUUACUACUUGGUCGUGUCCAAGUUAACCUUUUAUGAACUAAAACAAUAAAAAAAAAUGAGUUAGCAAGUGGCUUACAAGGUACACAUUGAAUCAUUUGUCUCAUUUUUUAUGAUAGUUUUGUCUCUUCUACAUCCUUCCCUCGUCUUUCAAAGUUUGUUUACCACCCAGUUUCCUGGUAACGCGUUUACCACAUUUGACCUCCAUGCCAAAGCAAGUUUUUGAGCGUUUGCAGAAAAUUAAAGCGAAUUUCGGUCCAUUGGGAGAGCAUACACGACAGAUAAAACCGAUCCCCAACUACAUUAAUGUUACUCCAGCCACGAGAAGUUUGAUUUAGUGCGAUGUCAGUCGGAUUGAUGUGUUCACUUUUGUUUGAAAAGUUCAGUUUCAGUCAAACUACGACCAAUUCUUUGAACAAGAUGUAACUAUUGUGUCAGGGGCUGCGUCCAUGUUACGCAGUUUAUUACAUCGUUUUUUUGCCUCUAAAUCACUGACCUCACAAUCAUGAUUAGUAUGACGAUCGAGAUCAGAUUACGAAUAGGACGCCUGCUGUAUUGUGCUUUCUUUGUCCUAAACAAUAACUGAAGCGUUCUCUCCAUCUUCCCUUACGUUGCUCUCACUUUUACUUUACCCUUUGUAGAUUAGAUGGAAAGUUUGGGAGCACAGAGAAGUUGCCGAUCCCUAAAAUGAAACAUGUAAAGACAAGGGGGUCAAGAUUUUUGUCCUCACCUCAUCUGGUCGACAAAAGCAGCAUGUGGCAAGGAGGAAUCUCAUUUCUUAACUUUAAACCCAAUUAACUCAAGAAUAUUCAAAAAUGUACAAUUCAGAGCAACAAUUCAGUCAGACCCACGUCCUACAUUUCUUACCACAAGGUAAUAUACAAUCAUUUUAUGAAUAAGAGGGAGCGAAGUAAUCCAAUAUAAAACAUUCUUCAAAAACUGGAUUAGGAAGAGUGGCACACACAAGACUGCAGAGCAAAGAUAUAGAUUAAUAACACAGUAACUCUGAGUAUUGUGUUAACCCUGGUGCUCAAACUUUACGGUUUAAUAUACCAAAGUUUUUCAUUCUUAUAAAAUAAAACGAUAACAUAAAAUAUGAGCUCUGAGCAAGCACACUGUUCCUUAUGGUUUAUGCCCCGUACCAAGACUGGUAAGGGGUUUAAAGCUUUCUCUGGGUGUAUAUCACAUAUUGAAAAUGAAAAGUUGUGUUUUAAACUAAAUUAUUUACAGUUCUAAUAUUUUUCACCCUGUUUUAACUUUAAACUUGAUAUAAAACUGCUGGAUUUUGCUGUUUUUUUUCGAAGCUCAGAGGCUGAGGGUGUUUUCAUCUUAGAUUCACGGUCAGAGAGGACCACAGGGAAGAUAAAAGUGGCGGCCAGGUUGACAGAGUAUUUGUAGCUCCUGACUCCCCUCUCAAAUCAUUUCCAGUUUUUGGAUUUAGGUUUCCACUUCAGUAGGAGGCUGUUUUCUUUCCUUUUUUUUCUUCUUUUUUUAACCUUACAGGUUUCAAGCCUUAGGUGGGCUUGCCAAGGUACAGGCUGCACUGAGUCACACUUGUGAUAAACAGACAAACAGGAUGAUAUGAAAAAUGUACAAGGCUAUCAACGGGUAGGAGGUUUUCAGCUGGUGACUCACAUCAGAGGUGACUGACAGCAUGAAGUCUCUAAGAUGCAGAAUCUAAGAUUGAACUGAGACUAAAGCUGAUAAAAUGGUCAUUAUCAUUAGUCUGGUAACCAGUCUGUUGAUUAUACUUAAGUGUCAGACCUUAUUGCUGCUAUUUAUGAAUUAUCAAGGGCAGCCUUAUAAAACAUCCUUAUCUGCAGAGCUAUUUAUAACAGAUUCGGGCAGGAUAAUGAUGCAGAGCAAAAUGCUACUUUAAAGUGGUUAUCGCCCAAACUGAAGCAAAGAGUUCAGAGAAAGUUUCGUGAAAUAUGCAGCCGUCCUUUUGUAGAAACCAGUUCAAAAGAGAGAAAUCAGAGAGAGCGUGGGUGCUACAAAAAUUCACAAAAUAAUGAUACCGAGUUUUGCAUCAAAUAUGCACUUAUGAUCAAGUUAAUAUCAAGUGCAUCAUCAGCCGUAUACGAAGAACUGUUGUGGCUGAAUAUCCAGUCAGACUGUUUUUUUCAUCAGAUGAAGUCUCUUCUGUUACACACAAUGUUUAAACUGUUUCCCUGAACUCCUACAAAUGCUGCACAAGUUCAGUUUUAUUGCAGCAGUCAUAAAGUCGAUGUGAAUUAGAGAAGACAAAAGUCUGUGUUGGGUUGUAACUGCACAUAAGCGCUCUAGUUAAUUAAUAACGAUGUAAAUAAGUUCCUGCUAACCGAGACAGAUUUAUGUGCAUGUCUGAGCUCUUCGGAUAAAUUCAUCUCACAGCUCAGUGCUGUUAACAGAAUUUUUCAAGAGAUUGAGGGUUUAACCAACAAGAAAAUGAAGCAUGUUAAAAAUUAAUUUCAAGUUGUUGCUUCUUUUUCGCUGUUGGGAUUCCCCUCCUCUGAACAGUGCACUGAAUAAACUUAACAGACUGAUGGUGAUGACAGUGAUAUGCAGUGAAGUUUCGAUAUAUUAAUGCUGAAAUAUGAAAACAGCUAGUCUACUGCAAUAUUGUUAAUUAUGUAUUACCAUUAAAUAUCUAUAAAUAUGAUUAUUUCUAUUUAAUUUGAGAGGCUAAACUAAUGGAUAAUUACAAAAUAGAUGAGUGUGUCCAGCUUAAGUGUUUUUUACAAAGUAAUGGAUGAAUUAUCUGUGAACUAAGGGAAGCUAAUGACGAUCUAAGGCUAUUCUGCCGUUUAUAUUUGAAUGUAUUUUUCUGUCUUUACUGUUGGAGUCUUCAUUGUCAGUUUGUCUUAAAGCCCCAUGAGGAUCUUUCAAUUUAAGUCAAUGUUGGUGCCCCCCGUGGUCAAAACUGUCUUUACCUAUCACGUCUUCCUCAUUCUGAAGUAGCAGUUUUAAAAAAAAUAAUAAAAAAUCCCAUCAUGCUGACUUUUUACAACCUAAUGUAUUAUUAACAGUGGAUUUUUUACAUGGGAAUUGUGAAAACAGUUUCUCUUCAACAACCUUUAGCUGCUCGGCUAACACCUUCCCCCUCACUCCAACUAAGGACAUAAAAAAAAAAAACAUAAUGUCAUAAAAAUUGUCAAUCUUGUCGCUGAUGGCGGUGUUUGCUUUUCGAUGUCAUAAAAAGGAAGUGAUAUGAAUUUCAAUCUAUUUUAUGAUCAUAAAAAAAAAAAAAAUUCACAGGAAUUUUAAGGAGUCCAAAAACAGAAAGUUAACAUCUGGAGUACCCCAAGUAUCUAUACUCGGUCCCCUGCUUUUCCAUGAUAUACUGCUUAAACAUUAGGUAUUAAAUUUGUACCCUUUGUAAACUUUUAUCAUUUAUUAUGUUGUAGGUAUGCGCUUCUGAUAUAGAGUCUUAAUUAAACCAAGUCCUUAUGCUUGUUUAGUGGACUACAGUAGAAAUAUGUGAAGACAGGAAACAGCAGACAAACCAGGAUAGCAGGUGAAUUUACUGACACAGACUUACAAACAGUUUCUGAGUGAACAAGAAUGCACUGCACAGUCUCAGCCUGGUGUAUACUUGGUAAAACACUGUCAAAAAUCAUAUCCUUGUCCAUAAAAUUCAGUGUGCUCAUAUUUUGGAAGUAAACUUUUACCGUCAACUUGAAAGUUGUUGAAUAAAAGAGGAGAAAAGAAACUAAAAAGUUCAAGUUAAAAUAUUUCGUGAAACUUGAGACAACAGCGACGUUAUUGGACAGGAUGGUGUUGUGAUAUUAAAGCCAGGCAACUGUGUCAAAGCUGUAGCGUAAAAAAACAACUCCAACAACUACACUGAUAGUUUUUCACUGCACUCUUAACUUGUUUCAACAACACUGCUUAAUUUCUUUAGAAAAAUCUAAUUCAGUGAGCGUGUGCCAUAAAGAAGUGUGUUUUUCAGACUAAAUGCUACCCCAUGUGACGACCUGGUCUACAUUUUAAUUUCAUUUUCAUCCCUUUGAAUUUAAAAUAGACAGAAAAUGGAUUAAAAGUGUGAGAGUGGAGUAGUUUAAUCCCCAAAUUAUCUCUCCAGCCUCCCAGAAGAUGUUCUGUUAAUCAUUUAGUGGUAUUUGGCAGGGCCUGGUUUGUUUGGAAUUAAUAAACAGGGAGCUCUACAAAAAAAUAUCUCGGAUACAAGAUGUUAUUACUGUGAGUGUUUUCCAUAACAUGAAGAAGGAGGGAUGUUGAGGAUUCUGCUAGCUGAAAAAUUACAUUAUUCAUCUUCUGCUUUUUCUUUUUUGGCAGUUUUAAUCGGUUCAGAUGGAUGAAUUCUGCUGAGUUAUUGGCAAUCUCCUCUUUGGCUACGUUUUCUGUUUUUAGUCUAUGUAAUUGCGUUUAUUUUUGACUUGCCAAGAGUAAUAAAUGAACAGGAAUUUAAUUUGGCAGAACAUAGUGCUAAAACAAAUAUAAUGAAUUGACAUAAUCUGUCAUCCAGUAAGUGUCAGGUAAAGUCAGCAGUAAAAGGAGGAGCACUCUUUUUCCUCAGAGAAGUGCACUCAUGAUAAUGUCAGUGAAUAUUUGAGGAUGGGUUGUUGACCUUUGGGUGUGGAAAAUUAUCCCUGCAGCAUGAAAAUAAGAAAAUUUACAAACUAAAACAACAAAAUGCCAAUUAGAAGAUGGAAAUGUAAUCGUUUUGGCAAAGAGAAGAAACAGUCCAACAUGUGGAAGGGACGUAGGUAACAAAGAUUUGGAUCUAGCUCCGAUUCAGGAUUCUCAGUUUGUUAUUUAACCUUAAAUAAAGGGGUCUAUCCAAAAUCUCAGACUGUGACUCUCUCUCUCUCUCCUUUACUCAAGACCAUUGAAAUGAGUGUUUUGUUGAUUUGAAAUAUGUACCUUUUUUGCUCUCUGUUCUCCUCUUAAGCCUUUGAUUUGCAUCUGUUGUCUCAUUGUUUACAUUCCCGAGCAGUUUGCAACCAGCUGAAAGGUACAAAAUGAACAGCCUCGCUCAGAUAAUGGAGGUGACUCAUGCUGCACAGGAUGAACCAACUGAGAGCUGCAGCAACCCUUCCUGCUUUAACUACCUGUAGACCUCACUGCAUGACUGAAGUUUCAUCAUUACACCAAUCGAUCAAUCAAUAAUCAAUCAAUCAAUCAAGUAAGCGAGCAAAGAGACGAAACAUGGGAUAGAUGAAAGCUCCUGUGGAGGACUUUCUGUCUGUAUUUAAAACCACCUACAAUACCAGCAGUAUGAACUGAUUUGGCUGAGACAUAAUAUGCAGCAUGUCAACAAAGGGGGAUUAUAAAUGUAUAAAAGCAUAAUCUAUCAUAAUUAUCCAUCCUUUACUCUCAUGCAAAAUGUACAUUUAUAGAAUAGAAUAGAAUAUAGAAUAGAAUAUUCCUUUAUUGAUCCCCAUGGGGGAAAUUUUUUUGUCACAGCAGCAUCACAGACAAAGUGCAAAAAUGCAGUUAUAAAAAUAAAGAUUGCAUAUUAAGAACUUAAUUAAAUGUUAUAAUUAAGAAAAAAAAUUAGAAAAGGAAAAGAAGAGAAGAAAAUGAAAUAAAACUAUAUACAGUUUACACAAUUUAAGUACCAGAAAAGACGUGUAAUCAGCUGCAGUUAAAGCUACUGUAAGGAAAUCUGAGUCUGUGUUAGAUUGAUGUGGAUGAGGUUCAUCUCAUUCUUCUGAAAGACAUAUGAACUGACUGAAAAUCUUAACGUACCUACCCCCUUCACGGCUGUUAAAGGCACUUAAAAAUACGGUGUAGAAGUUUUCGUUCUAAUCAUUAAUGUCAAGUUUGCUUUAGUACCUCAUCAUUGUUCAUUUCAGUCUGUUUCACAACCCUUUAAAAACUCCCUGCAGGAGCUUUAAUGUUUUAUAUCAUAAGCAGAGACAGUAGACUUAAUUCUGAGACAUUUACAGUCAAAUAAGUUCUUGGUGUCACAGAUCUGUUAAUCAUCUCAUAGAUAACUGCUCAGUCCUGUGAAUCUCUUCAUAAAGAAAAUGUUGGUGGAUGCUACACUGUGGUGGUUUUGCCAUCAGCUGGAGUGUUGUUUGCUUCAGUUAAACAGGAAAAUAUGGCCUGGUAUACUGCUGAACAUCCAGCUGUCUUCUAAACAGUCAAAUUAUUCAAUUACUUUAUCAACUACUGUGGUAAAAGUCAAAUAAUAUAUAUAUUCAGCAUACUGCCAGUCAUCAGGUGUGACGCCUACACCCCUCGCAGCACUUUACUUGGAGCAGGCUAAAAAGAUAGUUUCGUCUGGUUUAUAGUAACCUUAUAAUCUCAGAGAGUAAAGGCAGAAAGUAGUAACUCAAAACAUUUGUGUUUUUCUCUGAGGCAGAGCUAAAAGUGAAGUGUCAGGGGAUCUGAAGAGCCUUUCUUGGGUAUAAAUUGAAAUUGUCUCUAAGAUGCAGUCUGAUGUCAGACCAUUCAGCGCUUUAUGAACUAAAAAAAAGGAUUUUAAAAUCAAUACAAGAAGUAAAGCGCAGCCAAAGGCUUAAAGAUGACACCUGAGGCAGCCGCACGAAUAUGGGAUAUAGAUAAAAGUUUAAGAGUGAGUAAGUACUGAGGAUUUUUAUUCAGAGCCAAUUUCCUCUCUGUGUAAAGAAAUACAAAAAUACAGCCCUUUGUACAUCUGUUUGUGCCAGCCAAGCUGAAAAUUCAACACUUUUCGACUCUAAUCUGAAUCAUUUAAGGAACAUUUAAAUAAAUCUGAGAGAUAACAGCUUCAGUUUCUCUUUGGCUUUUGCUUCUUGAGGGGUCAAAGGUCAUGAUAACCACUCCAAAAACUGGUCUUCACUGACCGUGGUUUGACUUUUCACCCGGUGCAAACACACAGCUGGACUCCUGGAGCUGAAGAAAUCAGUGGUGUGGUGAGAGGUGCAAAAAAAAUCACAUUUCUGAUCUCAGCGAACCAAAAUCAUGAAUGAUUUAACCAGAGAGGGAGGAAAACUCUUCGUUUCAGCCUGGUUUGGUUUCACUCUUUAGGGAUCCUUCAGCAGACCAGCUCUUUGGAUCUCUGACUCCUGAUCACAAGUCUUUUCUGACAAUAUUAACCUGCUCAUUUGUGUUUGCCUCUGCCAUGCUAAUCAUUAACAAGUGAUUAAAUCUGCUGUUAUCACAUUAGUGGAACAGUAGGCCGUGCUCCGUAUGGGGUUAAUAGAGAUUACAGUCAGCUGACAGCGAAGUGUUCUCUCUGACAGCAGUGUUUGGAUGUCUCGUUUUAAGCUGUGCAUUUGUUGUCAUUUUCACCAGUUUAACCACUAACAAGUGCAGCCUGCUGAGAGUGGUGAGAAAGAGAGUCCCUAAUAAUGUUGGAAAGCAUGAGUGAUAAAGAAGGGAACACUGCCACCUAGAGGAGACAUGGAGCUGUUUCUUGCAGCCAUUUUGUUCUGAAUGAAAUCACUAUAACGUUAAAAGCCAGGCUCAAACUAAGCUAAAGUUUCCUGCUUUAAGUUUUCUUUUCAUCUCCUUUUUCACCUCAGAAACAAUGACUGUGUGUGUUUCUAUCAUGCUUGAGUUUUCUUCAUGUAGCCGACUCCAGAUUAAAUUAUAGAAAGGAAAGUUGUCUCCUCUUCUCCAGGUCAUUCCUGGGUGCUCUCAGUGCAUGACUUCACACGCUGCACCCGCUGUGCUGCUGACCUCUCCGUCUCCCUGUAGUCCUCCGUGUCUGAAAGGUGCUGUGUGUUAGUUGAAGGCUCGGAUGUGGUUUGAUGCGGUGAACCGGCCCGUGGAGGCCUGAGGAAGCACCUCAUGGUGAGAAACGUCCAUCACAGCAAGAUUUCCUCGGAAAAGGCUGCAAAAAGUCAAUAUUUUUGUUUUUUUAAAUAUGAUUUAUUUUGUUUCCAGAGCAAUUUAUCUUAUGACAUGACUUUCCUUUAAUAUACAUUGACUUUUCCUGUAGUAUGUAGACUGUAAGGGCCAGGCUGAGUUGUCAAUAAAUGCAUCAAUAAGCGGUCAAAUAACUCAAUUCUCUGCAGUUAUUUGAGAUUUUUUCAUACACAGAUCAAAACAAGCCACUAAACAAUGACAUAAAAUCUUAAUUAUGAGAUUUAACCCCCAUGUGCUGUACACACGAGUUAUUGAUUAUCACUGCAAAACAUAUAAAACUCAGGACGCAGGUUUACCUCUUAUCUGAAAUCUAAUUUAAAGAUCCUGUGAGGAGUUUUUAGACAUAAAAAAAAACAGAAAUGAAUGACUUUUUAUGAUACACAGAAUCAAACACAACCAUCAGCGACAAGACUGAUGAUUUUUAUAUUUAAAAAUAUAAUGCCUGAAAUUGGUGUGAGGAGGUAGGUGUAAGUGGAGCAUGUGAAGCAAAAUCUGUAAGUACAAUUAUUAAAUGAUAUAUUCAGCUGUCAAAAGUCUGGAGGAUGUGAUUUUUUUGUCUAAAGACACUCCUCAAGCAUGUAGAAUAUAAUAUAUGCAAAGUCUGCUUUGUCCACAGGGGGCGCCAUAAUUGACACAAACCAAAAGUUCCUUAUAGGAUCUUUAAAGCAGUGAGUAUUACGAUCUUGAUUCUUGAUCAUAAAGACUUUUUGACUGUUUACUAUUAUUCAAAGUCCUCAGAUGUGAAAAAACAAGUGUGAGAAAAAUCCUGUUCAAACAACAAAUCUAUUUCAUAAAUGUUCCAUGUAACGCCUCUGUAGGCUGAGAGUAAGAGCUGGGGUGUGGGGCUCUAAAGGAUUUGACUUGGUCUGAACUUUUUAAAGAUCACAGGAAAGUCAAUAGUGAAUCAUUCAGAUACAAAAUGGUGCUUUUCUCAAGGGUUGAUUAUAAUUCUCUUUUAUUAUUUAGGAGUUACUUUUAUCCUAAACUACUGACAGGAACAACAUUUAAUUCCCAGAUUAUUCUUCACUUUCAAUAAAGGCAACCUGAAUGUUUGCAGCUCCACUAAGUCACAGCAUGUCCCUGAAAUGAUAAAGUAAGAUUGAAAAGCGUCUGAUACAAAGCAGAGAGAAGAAGACACAAGUCGUAUUUCUCAAAUGAUAUGCAGAAACACAUCCUCAGUGCACUAUACAUGCUAUAGAGUAUUCAGGUUUACUGAGGGCUGCAAAUGAGAUGCUUUAAAAAUAGCGUUAUUAGCAGUCAUCAGUUCCUGCCAAGCUCAUGGAGACAGACGUUGAAAUGUGACCCUGGCGCUGCAAGUACUUUUGAAAUCCCAGUUGCAUAGCAACGCAUCUCCAUCUGCAGUUAAGCUUCUCUCCACCAAAGAAACAACUGUCACUUUUGCUUCACACGCAUUUUUUUUAUACAAUAAAACUUUCCAUGAGAAAAACAUCAACACCAUUCUCUUUUUGAAGAGUAUGGGCAGAUUUCAUUUAUCUGUCUACUGAAAGACUGGGUGGAGAUCUAGUAUGUCCUUUUUUAUAUCCAUUGAAUUAUUAUUAUAAAGAAUUAAGACCCCCAAACUCUCCAAAGUUAAUGGUAAUUAUAUAUUUUAGCAAUAAGACAGAUUUUCUUUAAUUAAAAUGCCCUGAAAGUUACAUAAGUAUCCAAAAUGUAAAGAAGUCACAGAAGUGUUUGACAUUCUUCCCGGUAUUAAACUAAUUAUCCAUGGACUGGUCCUCAGUGUCAGCUCGUUGCUUUAUGCUUCACCUCUCAACGGCUGAAUGGACUCUUGAUUCUCAUUUAAUGAAGAAAAUCUCAUUUCACUUCAGACCUCAUGAAGUAUUCAUCAAACACCCGCUUUGACAGACAGAACGGCAGUUUAUGAACAAAGUGUGUUUUAAUAUCCUCCACCACUCCUUUUAUAUAUACAGAGAGAGAGGAAGAGAGAGAGAGAGAGAGAGAGAGAGAGUGCUAUGCAUUUCAAAUAUUCCCAUGAGCCAGGUUUAUGUGUGAGAGGGUACUUGCUCUGUAUGUGGACAGGUGCAUGCACAAAAAGACACAUACAUGCAUAAACAUUAUAAAGAAAGAGUAGGCUGAGCUUCCUGAGUAUCUCAUGUACAAAGGCCGACCAUGACCCUUUCAUCCUUCUCUCUUCAGCUUUUCUAUCUAAUGAAGCUGGAAAGCUGGAGACUAUUGAGAAAACAUUUCUGAAGUUAUAAAAGCAGUCGUGGUUCAAUGAAAUCUGUGGGUUGGAAGUAGUUUUUAAGUCUGUGUCUUCAUUUAUAACAGCUCUACAUCACUGUUUGACACUCAGUAUAUUACAUGCACAGUUAAGUAAAGCUACAACCAUGACGAUCACUGUCCUUGUCUCAGUUUACAAGAGAGAGAGAAUAAUUGACGGAGGCAUGUCCACCUCCACUACAGACGGUGGUGAUAUGCCCCCUUUCAGCUCUUUACAAUCAGGUCGUCUCCUGGUCAACAUAUUACGCAACAGAACAGUUAAUGUAACCAUUAGAAAGAGGCUAACAGGAUGUCUGUCAAACAAUGAUAACUUUGUCACUUUUACAGCUCCAUAUGUUAGGAAAAUUUCUAUUUUGUCUGUCCUUUCUUUGUCUGUACCGGUUUUGUUUGCUAACCAUCUUCUUAGAAACACACCCAUGCUGUUCAUCCUUCAGUGUGAACACUUUCAGUCCGAUUGAGCCAAAGACAAAAUCAAUCCCAGACCACAUUGUCUUGGGAUGUUAGUCCAACUUUAAAAGAUGUAAUUUAGUCAGACUAAUGUGUUUACUUCCAUCAUGUAAUUUUCUGUCCUGCUAAUGUACUUUAUUUAUAUGCAAAUUUAAUAGGACAAGAGAAAGCAGAUUGUUCUGUAUAAACGCACUGAACAGAACAGAUAGUUGGCCAAAAAAACCAGGUGUGUUAAUCUGAUUCUUCAUGAAUAAAUAAUGCCCUUAAUCUGAUAAAGAAUUUUGGAUUAUGCUGUAUAUAUAAACACUUAAAGCUCCUGUGAGGACCUUACAGUUUACAUAAUUUCUGGUGCCUCCACAGUUUGUAUAUUUUGUCCUCUACAUGCUUAGGUAGUGACUUUUGACAAAAAAAUGUCACACUGCUGACCCUUGACAGUCACACAUAUCAAUUACUGUGAUCAUGAAAACUGUAAAACUAGCUGCUCAGCUGACACCUACACCCUAAUGCCAGUUUCAGGCAUUAGAAAGUGAGAUGCGAAAAUCAUUAGUCUCACCACUGAUGGUCUUGUUUGCUUUUUUAUCCCGAGAAAGCAGCAGUGUGAAUUUCAGUUUAUUUUGUAAAUGUCAAAAAACUGCUAAUAAGAGCUUGAAGUAUCACAUAACUCCAGAGAUUAGAUACUUAUAAGCUUAUUUGUGUGCAUGUAAAUGUCACAAGCUGUAGAUAAUAUAAAAGUACAUUUAUGCAAAUCAUUACGGUGACUCAUACUCUGAGUGCAAGCAAAUGAAGUUAAAUGAGAUGGUGCAGAGAAAAAGAGAGACGACAGUGUUAUUCCAGCACUUCUUUUCUGGCAGACACUGUGCACGCACACUCUCUAAUACACGCACACUCACACUCACACACACCUGUGUUUGUACAUGACCUAAGUAAAGCUGUCCAAAUCCACAUUCUGAGGAUCCACUUUGGCUUCCCUCUGUGUGCCACACCUUACAGAGCGGAGCAUUUAUCUUGACACACCUUGACACCUCUCCCCCAGUGCUCAUCAGUUCCCUGGCCACGCCUGGAUGAUUAUCUAGUUCUUGGAGCUCUCACUGUACAGCAGCACUUUUUAUUUUUAAGCUGACAAACUGCAGGGCCUGUGUUGCUCGCUCCAUUGAGUUUGUGCUGAGUUCAGUCUCUGAGGUUUCAUCGUACAAAAAACCCUUAAAGGAUGUUUAAGAGCGUACUGUCUGCCCUUUCUUUGUGCUCAGUUGCGGCAGAUGUCACUGUCUCAAUCUUCCAGAAAACAAGAUAAAGAAGAGAUUUGAGGGCGUGUGUGUGGGCACAUCAAUAAUUCAAAGUUUUCAAGUUCAAACUGGUGCACAAAGAAAAGCAGGGACAACAGUAACAGUCCAUCAGUACAAAGAGAAAGUGAAGGACGAGAAGUGAAUGGGAGGGUAAAAAUAUCACAGAACAAAUUGGCUUUGGUGCUGUUUACUCUCUGAAAACAUGGCCAGCAGGACUGAAGCCAAACUUAUACAAUAUUUCAUAACAGGAGUAGAGUGGAUAAAGUGGGAUUCAAUGUACCGAACUACUUGCUUUGCAUUUGUCAAACUCUUACAUAAACUUUAGUCUGUGUUUCUAUUGAUUUUCUAUUGAGAUUUACCACUUCUUCACUUUAAAAUGUCAAAACAAGAUGUUGGAGUGCUAGAGUGGUGCAUUUACUGAUUUGUUUUGCCAUCAUUUACUAACUCUAUAUGUGUAGGUGCAUGUAUUAAUGUUUGCUCAACAGACAGGGGUGUCUCCAGGUGGAACUCCAGGGGUGGCACAGGCCCCCUUAGAGUCUAAUCGCCCAUCCAAGGUGCCACCCCAAAAUCCUAAACUGUAACUGUCUUUUGUCCUUGUAGAGAGUUGGGCUAAUGUUAAAGUUAACUUGGAUUUUGUUCAAACAGGAGGCUUGUAGCUUCCUCUGCAAAUAAAGCAAAAUACAUGAACAGAAUCAUGGAGAUUAUACACUUAAAUAUUUAUCAAUUCCUUUAUUAUAUUGUGCGUUAUGUGAAAGCUGUGUUGUAUGCACAGUAUCCUAAGCUCUAUGUUGCACAAGCACAUCAACCUAACAUCCUCUUUACUUUGUAAGAGUCACGUGAAGUCUGUCUGACUCUAUCUGAGUUUCCAUGUGUUGUACUGAAGCAGAAAAACAUUUCCUUAAUCUGAACUAUGUGUGUUUUAUCAGACAACAUGGCAUGCUGCCUGCGCUCUCAUCUUUAAUAUCUGCAGACACGUCAAGGCCAAGUUUUGCCUUUGUCCCAGGAUACUGUAGAUCCUGAGGCAGGAGGGAAGGAAUGUAAGAGAGCACAAUCCAGUUUUCAACAACCUGGAGUGAAUUACUUUAUAAUUUGUUGGAUGACAUCCAGCUUCAAGUGCUCCACUUCCCUUGGAGCCAGUCAGAAAGAGAGAGCAGCUUCAGAUUUUAAUGCAGGUUAUUGCUGAGUGUUGCUUUUUUGAAGGAGGGCAGGUCUGUACACUUGGCCGGAGAACAUGGAGUCUAUCUAUUUUUAUCUUGGCCGACAGAAGGGUUUCUGGGUGGUAAAACUGCAGAGCAAACAAGUUGCCGCAAUUACGCAAACUAGCCAUGCAGAAAAUCUUUUGACAAUAAUGCAAAUGAUUCCUCCUUUGAAUUUUUUUCUCUCCUGAUUGAGCACAUAAAUGAACAUUUUAGAGAUAUGGAAAGCAGUCAGGUAGACUUGGCCAUGAGGUUACAUCUGGCACUUGUAUUCAACCUAGGAUGAUGGUUCAAUGAAUCAAGUUAGGAAGGCAUAUGAAAGGCAGUUUAAGGAGCUUGAACUCACAGUCUGAUGUUAAAUACAGAAUAGAUGCAUUACUUCUUUUUUUGACAUGCUACAAAAGUUAUAGGGGUUUGCAUUUCUACAAUAAACAAAGUAUACUAGCUUCACACCAAUGAGUUUAAACAAUAUAAAGGCACUGACAAAUUCCAAGGUAAGAGAAAAAUAAGGAAAGUGUUGCUAAAGUUGAGGCAUGUUUGUACAAUUUCACCUCAUGGAAGUCUUAAAACACAAUCUGGACUGUUUUAAGACAAUUUUCUUAACAGAAAAAAGUUAAUAACUUAAAUAACUUAAAGUUAUUUUAUAUUGACUUUUGUUGUUGUUGUUUUUGUUGUUGUUGUUUUGUUAUUUUCACUGUGAUGAUUAUUUUUAUUGCUAUUAUUAUUGUGAUGAUGAAUAUUAUUAUAUAAUAUUAUGAUAUAUAUUUAAACCAUUAGUGUAGGAGAAGGGGUGGGACUAGCUAAGUCUCGACUUCUUCCCACUCCUUUUUGAGCUUGAAUAACUUUUUGUCAUUUGUUGUUGUAUUCUUUACUUUUUUAUUGUUAUUUUUUAAUAUGUUCAAAUAAACUUCAAUCAAAAAAAGAAAUGUAUUUACCUAAAUUUUCUGUUUAACCUUAGGUUAAGUGUUAUAUAGUGGAUAUAUAUUCAAGACAAAAGUUACAGUUUACCUGUAAUUUACAUUUAAAGUUAGGGUGACUGUGAAAAUGAUGCUUUUCUGUGAAGCCCUUUGUACACUUUUCCUCCUCAAAAUGUGUGAAAUUUUGUACUUUUGUAAUUUUGUUGCUUUGCUUUGUUCUGUUCCUCUUCUUUGGCACUGUCAUAGUCACAAAUUACAUUUUGCUAUCGAUUGCCACAAAAUUCCUUGAGUGAAAGGGCGAUAAAAAACAAAACAAAACACAAAAAUCCCAUAAAAACUGUAGCAGAUAAGUCAGGAUCAUAAAAACCUCUUUAGAGAAGGUAUAUUAUACUCAAUGUUAUAGAAAAAAAAUGCCUUUCUUUCUUCUGAAUUGAGCCAAAGUUCAUGGAAAAGCUGUUUUAUGGAUCACAUCAUCUUAACUGCUUAGUGCUGGCUGCAAAUUCAUGAAUGGUACUCUAGCGCCCUCUAGUGGAUAAAACAAAAAACAACUCUCUCAUUAAAAUUGAAAAGGGAAUGGAGCGUUUGAUGAUUAGUAGUUUUAUUUAUUUAAAACUAUUUAUUUGUUGGUAUCAUUUUUUAUCACAAUGCAAAAACGAAGUAAAUAAGUAAAUGAAUAAAAUUAGAUGGGCCAGUCUCCCCACAUUUAUAAUUUGUUGGGGAGAUGAGACAUGACUUAAAAAAUUACUUUCAACACAUGAAAGAAAUCAAAUUAACUUGAACAGAAUUAGGUAUAUUUCUUAGUUAUAAAACUGAUGUAAAAAUAAAAGUUCUGUGAAAAUAAUAAAGAUUGAUUUGCUUGUAUCAGGGUUAACUUCAUAAUGAAUAGAACGAUAGUUGGUCUAGUCAAAGAGAACUUGAUAAAAUAUGUUAAAACUAUUUCAUAUUACUAUCUUUUAAUCCUAAAUUUUGACAGCACCUUUAGAUUUUUCCUUAAAUAUGUAAGCAGACAAUCAAUGAAAUUAAUAAAAUAUGACAAAUCUACAGACUGCCUGAAUAUGUAGGUGAGUGUAUGAAUAAAAUUGAGUAUGAAUUUAAUAUAAACUGCUUAAUGAUGAAUUAAACUCAUUAAAUAACAGUGAAAAGGAUAAACUCCAUUUUGCGUUUUGUGUUUUAUUGCGCUAGUGCAGUUCCCACUUCCGGAUACAAAGCCUCCCACGCAUGCGCAAAAUUAAAUCUUAUGGCGGGGAAUCAGGACGACAACAAACUUUUCCGCCUCUUGUCUGCUGCAAACUGAAGAAGAGCUCCUAAACUCUUAACCUCAAGAUGGUUGAAGGUCCAGGGUGCACGUUAAACGGAGAGAAAGUCCGAGCCAAAGUCCAGAAAGGACAGAAGCUGAAGGAAAUGAGAGGCAGUUUGAUAACGUCCACGGUGAGUCGCGUUAAAUCGUGUUAUAACCGGCCAACGUUAGAAAACUAUCACUGUCUAAUGUAAGAAAAAAAACUGCUGUAGUUUCACUGAGUGAGACUUUCAUCUGGCCUCACACCUGUGUUUACCUCUGCAGUUAAAUGAGUCUGUUUGUGUCUCACUUUUAGAAAAACAGCCAACAGGGAGAUGCCCUCCAGCGUUUCAGUGGUUGUCAGUACACCGGGGUUGAAACUCUGGGCAAAGAGUUUUUCAUGUACUUUGGUUCAAAAGCAUUAAGGUAAGGCCAAAUGUACCUCUAAGUACACACAUCCAUACACUCUCAGUAAAUGUGGUCUUUCAGAGGAGGAUCCUCUUGUGUGUUCAGUCAUAGCAGAGGUGAAAAUCAGGUUGAAUCCUGCCUGCUGUCGGAUUAUAUAACCUGGUUUCAGAUCUCACCUUUAUAUUGAGUGAAAUGUUAUAUAAUGUGGGCUACCGCUGGCUCUAGUGGGGUCCUGAGCACAGUUUAAGUCUCCUUGGCUCACAACACACAUCAGACUUACCUGUAUAUCAAUUUUACUUCAAAGCAUGUCCCGCACAGGGGAGAGUGGGGUAAGAUGAGCCAUUUAUGGCAAUCAUAGUUUUGUCUCUAACUAGUGGAUCUGUAUAUAUUCCAAGGUGUUGUUCAUCCCUGCAAACCAACAGAAGGAGUGUAAACAGAACUGUCUCUCUACUACCCCUCCACUCUCCACCCCAGCCCUCCCUCACCUUCUCUCUCCCUAAAUAACAGUCACUUCUACACAUUCAUGUGUAUUUUUAUCUAUUAUACGCUAUUUAACUGGUACAAUAAUUCUUUUUAUUCUUUUAAAAGCUGUUUUGUCGUCGUUGUCGUUUUCUUCCGCUUCAUCCGGGUCCGGGUUGCAGGGGCAGCAGCUUUAGGAGGGAAGCCCAGACGGCCCUCACCCCAGCCACUUCCACCAGUCUCCGGGGGGAUUCCCAGGCGCUCCCAGGCCAGGCGAGAGAUAUAAUCCCUCCACCUGGUCCUGGGCCGGCCACCAGGUCUCCUCCCGGUGGGACAUGUCUGGAACACCUCUAACGGGAGGCGUCCAGAAGGCUUCCUAACCAGAUGCUGUUUUGUAAAAAGCCAUUUUAACAGGAGAAUGCCUUUACGUGCGCUUCGGAAGAUUCAAAUCAUUCACAGCUGUAUUUUUGAAUCUGAAUCUGAACUGAAACUCUGAUCCUCUCAUCCUCUACUAUUAUGACUUUAUUAGUCCUCUAAGCUAAAAUGGUGGACUCUUACGCUGGGUUUUUGACCUCAUGUUGUAGCUCAUAGAUACCACAAUUGACGUAUAAAACAAAUUAAAAAUGAUCUUUUUUGGUCUGAACACAAUUCUGAUAAAACUUAUGACAGACUGAAUUCACUUUCAAGAGUGAAAAAUGUUUUUUGUUUUUGGAAAUAAAUGUCUAACCUCUUCACCCAUGUGCUUCUAACCUUCACAGACUCCAUGAAUUGAUGCCCAUCUGUUAAAUAUUUGGUCACAUGAUCAAUUUCUUUUACCAUUUCUAAGAAACAGGGGGUGGCUCAACUUCCCCCACUCUCCCUCUCUCUUAUUCCUUUGUCUAACAGUCGUAUCACCACUUAUGUUAUGUAUCUUAUUUAGUUUUUCUUUAUUUGCAGUAUUUGCUGUGUCUGUGUAGCUUCAACAACUGAAUUUCUCUCUUGAGAUCAAUAAAUAAUUAUCUUAUUUUUACUCAACAGUCUCUUGGUGAGAAUAAGGUUUAGAGGGAGUUUAAAAAAACAUGAAUUUCUGAAUCACUAGCAAGCCAUCACUUAAUAAAAGAUAUUUUAGGAGGAAACUAACAGAAAGAAAUAGAUGUCUAAACAAAAAGAUAGAAGUUGAUUGAUCGUUUUAGAAAUGUUCACAAUAUCAGCGUGUCGGUACAGGCUUCUCUUCUCCUCCAGCUGACUCAGUGAUCUACAGGAAAACUGGAGGUUUUAGGUGCUGCAAAGUAUUUAAUCAACAAUGCUGACAAAUCUGCUGCCUUUACCUUAUAAUAGUUUAAGAAUCACAAUUUAUUCUCGUCCAGAUUUUGAUGGUUUUGCAAACCUUUCGAGGGCACAGUGCAUAGAAAUGGAAUUGGUGAUCCCAAACAGUCCGACUAGAUUUAAACGCUCUUUUGCACACAGCAAUUUCCACUCCUGUCUUUGUCUGUAUAUUCGUCCAUUAUUGCCACCAUAGAAACAUGACAGUGCAAGCUAGCAGCUUGAAUGGAAAGGGGGCUGCCAUAAGUAUGAAAUUCUCAUAAACUGACAAAAUAAAAGAACAUUUUAAGGUUUAUAUAAAUGCAAAGUACCUGCAUCUAUCAGUAGGUCUCUUCAUGUGUAGCAGUAUAGAGGGAAAGUCAAUAGAAAGAGUACUUAUGCCCAAAAUGACCAGCCAUGAUUGCGUGUUUUGGCUUGUACUGUAUAUUGAAUGCUUACAAAACAUAUUUUAGCACUCUAAAGCUUUAUGUGUGGCUCUUCUUGGACUUAACCGUGCCAGCUAUUGUUAGAAAGGAGCCUAGGAGAUUUCUAUUGAAGCCUGUGACAACUCUAAUGGAGCCUCCAACUCCAAGGCCACCUUUCUGUCCUUUUGUUGUCAGUCCUCAUUCACACACUGCGACAUGCUAUCUUUAAUUGGAAUUCGUCUUUUCUCUCUCCUUCUGUCUUUCAUGCGCACAUCUUUUCUCAGGGUCCACUUUGGUAUGAACGGAUCGAUGCGUAUAAACCCUGUUGUGAGGAAAGAGAGGACUGGCUCCUUACCGGUGCUGGAACUCCACCUGACUAACGACAUUGUGUGCUUCUAUGACAGCACUGUGGAAAUAAGGUAACGGGGACACCGGUGUAGCCUAGAUAGAUUGAGGUGACAGAGGUUCACCUUGGGCUUUGAGCUUCAUUCAGCGAGAGUGUCCUACAUUUGGCGGUGUCUGAGCACAGCGGCUAUUGUUGCAUGAAAAACACAGUCAUCUCGCCUCGACAUUUGUUCUGAUCAUUGACUGCAGGGUCCUGGUGUGCUGUUCAGUAGCCAGACAGACAUUUAUUUGACUGUCUGAAAUAUUCACCUGUGCUGCCCUACCCCAUAACAAACAAACUGGAUGGGAAUAAAUGAAAGAAACAAUUUUGAAUGCACCAGUUGACCUUGUGGCUCACAGCAACAGCAGUCAUAUAUUUUCUUAACACCUCUGGGAGAGUAAAACUGUGUUUCUUGCAGGUUAACAGAGGACUGCGAGCAAAGGGUAAAGGCCAUGGAGUGCCUGGAUGUUUGCUCUCCCAAAUUCAGCUUCCCUCGCUCGGAGGAGGCUGUGCGGAGCCAGAGAGGCAGGAUGCUCUGUGACGUGCUCCUAGAUCAGGCCGUCAUGCCGGGAGUCGGCAACAUCAUUAAAAACGAAGCCCUGUUUGACUCGGGCCUCCACCCAGCCGUGAAGGUAUGGAAAAGAUGAUGGAUUGUGUUCAGCAGAGGAACAAAGGAAAAAGUGGGUAAAAAAUGCAAGACAACUCUUGCUGAAAAAAAGUUUAAGCCCUUUGUAUUAUUGAGAGAUGCAUUGCAAUGAGGAGGGUGAAACAGCAGAGAAGACAAACAAGCGCAUUGCGGCACAGGUUUUUCUUCUUCCCUGUGCAGUUGGGAAAUGUUUUUCAUUCAUUUUUAUGAGUUUUUUUUGCUCUGGAAUAGGAUUUUUCCCACUCAUUUAUAUUUAUAAAAAGCAACUCACAAAUAGGUUGUGCUCCUAAUCUAGAAAUCGCAUCAGGGGAAAUGUGAAAAAUCCAAGGCCCCAUCACUCUCAGAGAGUAUUUUUCGUUAAACAAACCAUCAUGGAAAAGUGCGAUUUUGGAGUGAUCUAUCUACUGCCAACAAGACAUGCUUUGAGGCGUGAAUACUUCUAUUUCUCAAAUAUAACCAGGGCUCUUAGAGAGUACUAGAUGGGGUCCAAGAAUAUAGCACCCCCGACCAAAACAUUAAUCUAGGACUUUUGGCCCCUUCCUCUUUUGGGACCACUGAAUCUUUCCAAGCCUCUCCUCUAUUAUUGAGCUCCGAGCUGCACUGAAAGAGCGACAGGUGUUGGUGUGCUUUUGAUCCUUUUAACUCUCACUCAGCCGGAGUCAGGUCCUUGCUUCCCAGACUGCAGGUCUUUUGAAUUCAUUGUGAGUUUUUUUUUUUUUUUUUUCUCUCAUUUUAAAUCCAGUCUUUCAUUCAUGUCUGGUCUUUUUUUUUCUGCUUGUUGAUAUGCUUGUAUUAUUGAUUUGCUUGCUGUGAAGCUCCCUUCAUCUCUGUCUUAAAACGAGAAGCUACACAAAUAAGGUUUAUUUACUCUGUGGCUGUGCUCUGUAAGUAACUGUGCUGCUUUACUCUUAGGUCCACCAGCUGAGAGACGAGCAGAUCCAUCACUUGGUGAAGAUGACACGUGAUUUUACUCUUCUGUUUUACAAGGUUUGUAUAUCAAGUGCAAAAAAAAGAAACUGCAUUGUUUUUGGUCUGUGUUUGCAUAUUUAGAAAAAUGCCACUAAUGCAUUUGUACAUAUACUUUGAGGUUUUUAGCCAACACCUCAUUUAGGCUGCAUUUUAGUAUGGAUUAAUUUAAAAUCUCGCUCUGCUGAGGGAGGAGAGGUAAAAGCCAAAGCAGCUCUGCCCGGAGGAAAGACAAAACAAACAUUCCUGUCCAUGCAUAAUUGAAAAGUAAAGAGGAGGCGAAUGUUUUCUCUGCCUCUCUUUAUCCUCGUCUCUUCAUUCACUCUCCCCUCUAUCAGUGUCGCAAAUCUGGCUCCCCUCUCUACAAACAUUACAAAGUCUACAAGCGUCCCCAGUGCGGCCAGUGCUCUGAUGUCAUCACAGUCUGUCGUCUUGGAGACAACGGGAGGAUGACUUACUUCUGUGGGCGCUGUCAGAGAGCAGAUCCCAGCGGGGUUGACAUCAGGUAGACAUCCUCACAGGGUUUUGGCACUUUGACUGAAAAGCUGUUGUGUUGCAUUCAGGUUCAGCCUGGGUGCUGAUGCGCAAUAUGAAACAGGAGUAAGAUAAAAAAGGCACCUUUUUACUGUGCUCUUUUUCAGUGAAGAAAAAAGGAAUACAUCAUUUUUUAUCAUAUUUCUGGAAACAAAAACAUUGCACGGUGCACAUUUCAUUUCGACUUAAUGACGAUUCUUAUUUUUCUGAGAAAAUGUCCCUCUUUAACAGGCCUCUGGACUCUCCCUAAUUUGUUUGCUAAUCUAAUACCAAAAUGCGGCAAAGUAGAGCUGGAUGUGACUUCCCAACACCUCGUCUUUGCUGAAAGUUGUAAAUCCUUUUCAGAUAAUACGGUCAUAUUUGGAGAGGCCAUCUUUGCAGGCAGAUGGGCUUGGCAGGGAGUGGGAAGUGUUAUGAGGGGGGGAAAUUAAUGCGCAUAUAGGGCUGUGUUUGCCAGCCAGGGCACAGGCUCAACACCUCCUGGGUUGUGUUUGAGCAGAGCUUUGCGAGGGGUUAGAGCCUAAAGCCCUUACAACGCAUUACACAGCUGAUAAAGCAAUCUGCGAGGAAAGUUUCCCGAAAGCUGCUGCUACUCUCCUCCUGUGUGACUGUUGGCGUUGCAGAUUUGCGCUCUUGUCAAACAUAGUCAGGCUUCAUGUCAGAGCACUAACAUGUAUGCUCGGAGCAAUUAUAGGAAACACACCCCUCAUCCUCUGCUUGAACUGCAAAUGUUUGUGUGAUUCACGUUUCCUCUUUGCCAGUGUUUUUCAUAAUCCGUUUACAAUAAUAGCUUUUGAAUUAUUUAUGUUUAUAUCUCAUUUUUGCAUAUGCAGUUCCAAGCACUAAUUGCUUGUUAUAUAAGUAAUCAAGGAAACUUAUGUUAUGCACACAUUGCCAAUAAUUUUAGAAGUAAACCUCAGCCGAACUACAAGCUGUAAAAUAAUGAAAAUAAAAAGUUCAUUUUUAUAUGCCCAGACUUGACGGAGUUAUGAGCCAAAGCAAAUUAACACUCAGUUACUCAGUCAAAAGUGCGGUGUAACAAAAAGCUGUACCUGGCUCAUUUCAGCUGCUGGAACUGACUCUAAUAUGUAGUCUACCACUUUUUAAUAUGAAUUAGGUGGGGAAGAAUGCAACCCCUAAUCCUAAAGAGGUAGGACACAGGGUGAAAUGUUGACAAAAACAGAGUUUGACGGUUUGCAAAUCAGAGAUUAAAGGUAGUUUUAAAUUUGAUGCCAGCAACAUAUAAAAAAAGUGUGGAAAAGAACAAAUGCUCACUUAAAAAGAAGUGUAAUGUCAAAAGACACCUGGAGAAACAUCUCCCAACUCAUUACAUCAAUACUGAACAGGUUAGUUUUAUGAAUGGGUAUAAAAAGGGAAUUCUGGAGAGGGUGAUUUCCUCUUAAGUAAAGAUGGAAAUGUGAUCACUACUCUGUGUGAGAUCAGACGAGGAAAAAGUUCAGCAAUUCCCUAAAAAAAAAGUGUUCCUAAGAGUAAAAUUGGAAAGAAUUUGAGGAUUUUGUCAAUUAAGUACAUGACAUCUGGAAAAUUCUCCUUUCAAAAAGAGGAAGAAGAAUAUUUAUUAAUGGAUGGCUGUGAACUUCAGGCCUUCAGGUAGUUUUGGAUUGAAAACAGAUAUGACUGAAGUGGAAAUUACUGCAUGAGCCCCACAUCACCAAAAAUAUUCAGAGUACAGUUUGUUAAUGCAUCCACAAAUGUGAGUCAAAACUGUACCAUUCAGAGAGGUACUGGUAUAUACAGUUCUCAGCAUAAAUGAGAACACCCCUUCAGAGUUGUCAGAAAACCUUUAGUUUCCUUUUAAAAUCAACAUUUUCAUUUUUGCCAUCGAUUGCUAACAAGAUUUUUAAGUUGGAAACUAAGAAGUUUUUUUUUUUUUUUUUUCCAAUUUAUAAUAAUAAUAAUAAUGCAUCAGAUUUCAUAUAGCGUUUUAUCAGAGACCCUCAAAGCGCUUUACAUUGGAUACAUCAUUCAUUCGCUCACACAGUCACACUUUAAUUUAAAAUUAAAGAUGCAAAAAUGAGUACACCCCGAUCAAAGUUCUGGGAGCAAAGCUACAUUUUAGUUACCAUAUCACCCUUAUUUUUAUCUGAUGGUAAAUAAACAUGUUAUGUUAAACUCGGUUUUGUCAAAACUUUGGAAAUUGUGCUUUUGCUCAUCAAGAUAUUGAGUAAUCUUGAGAAAAGCUAGAGACUUUUAUCUGAGUUUAAGCCCGUCUAAGAUGGACUGAGGAGAAGUAGAAAAUUUUUUAAAUUUGAUAUACUCUUUGGAAACCAUGAAUCCCACAUCCUCCAAUUAGAACAGCAAAUGGACCCGUACAAAAGCCAGCAUCCCUGAUGGUAGAGGAUUAGAAAGUGCAUUAUAAAAUCAAAAAAUGUUUAUCCUUAAGGUACUGGGUUAAUAUAUGUGUCAAGCUUUAUUUAAUAUGUGCUAAAUACCUUUUAAUGCCAGUUUCAUCCAAACACUGAUUACCUGAGCUCUGUGCUUAUAUUAUAUUAUAUUAUAUUAUUCCCACUUCUUAGAGCAUGUUUUAUUCAUUCAUCUCACACGUUCAUUAGGAUGACUGUUGUCACUCUUGUAUGCCCUUCAUCUAGUAAGCUUCCCGUCAGGAACAGUCUGAUUGGCUGGGCCUACGGUGACAGAACCAAUGACAGCGUAGCUAAGAAGGAGGAAGAGGACUGGGCCUGUCAGCUCUGCACGCUCAUCAACCAGCCGGCAGCUAAAGCCUGUGAAGCCUGCCUCACUCCCAGACCUGAGGGUGAGUGAGUGUUUUUAUAUAUUUUUUUAUUUUCACAGUCACUGCAUGUAAUGGGGCGUCAGACCAUCCUUGUUAGCAAGAGAUGAAAUAAAAGCAGCUGUAGUUUGGCUGAAUGAUCCCAUGUUCUGUUCGCAGUCCAUUUGUGAGUACUUCUGAGCAAGGCACCAAAGACAAAGCCAUCGAGCAUACAGGCUCAGUGGUUUUGAGUGUUUGUGUGAAAUGUUGGUGCGUUUGUCUGUGUAAUGAGCGAGUCUGUGAGUUUUUCUUUGACAAUUUUGAGACACAGAACGACAGCUGUGGGGGAGAGUUUGAAAGAAAUGUCCUUGCUAUCUCUCUUUUGCACACAACAUCCAUAGCUGAACAUUUUUAUUGAUGUUGUGCUGUAAAGUUUAUUUUUUGCUUUAAAAUUUUAAAAUAAAUGUUUGUUUGUUUUUGUUUUUGGCGACUGGUUGAAAAGCUUCCCAUGGGUGACGACAGUGUGUCCAUGGUACAUUUUCAUGGUUACUUUUCAAAGCAAAAUACUCCAGCAUCAGCGAGCCGCUGCCUGUCAUACAUCACUCUCAUAAAAUUGCUGCAGAUUUCUAGUGCUUUCAACAAACACUCUUUGGUCAAAACGGGAAACUGCAAGUUCAAGUAUGAGGCUUCAUUUCAGGGUUUUUCAUAUUUUCUUUAUUUUAAAUAAACUUCAGAUUCUUUGUAGAGGUUUUUCACUCUCCUACCAAAGGGAAAGUGGUAAAUUUAUGAAUGCAACAAUCAGAUUUUGAAGUAAUGUUCACAGUCUGAGUAAUAAUCAUGAUUUCAUAUUUGGAUUCCAGUGUUUCCCUUAGGUUGAGAAUUUACUUGUGGUGGUGGGCAGGGUGGCGCUGUGGUGUUUGAUAAGUGCAUUCAAAAUAAUCUAGUCAAACAUAAGUUUAUGAACUAUGCCUUAUUUAUUGCACAUACUCCAGACUAACUUCUUUUGCUGAGAACACAGUAACCCCUCAGUAAAAAUUUUAGGAGCGUAAGCAGAAAAUUUAAGGGUGCACGCUGUAGCUUGACUUGCAAGGCAAAUAAUUCACAUUUCCUCUCAUUUUCACUGUAUCACCAAUAAAUAGAUAAUAAAUGCAGAAAUGACAAUGUGCUGUUUUAAAUUCAGUGUCACAUUUCAUUGUAAACUUUUAAAGAUGCAAAACAAACAUAAAACAUAAGGUAGACAGUGCACUAUCAUCACACUGACCAAUGAGAGUUUUUUUUCCGCACCUUUGUUUACAACUUUAGACUGCUGCAGACUGUUGCUUUGUUAACAAACAACCCAAAGGAAAAAAAAGCUUUAAGAAGAAAAAGUCACAGUCAGUCUCUGAGACAAAACCAGAGGUACAAUAACAGAAACUGUAUGAGGAAGAAAACAGUAUUAAAUCAAUAGUAAGUUAGUGUAGCUGGAGCGCAACAGUUUGGGUGUGCUUCAGUAUAUUUACCAGCGUGUUCCGCGCUCCGCCACGUUUGUCUGGAGGAAAUCCUGCUGUCUGUGUGUCUGUAUGACCGUGUAUUUUUUAUUUUUUAAAUUCUAUUUUCAUCUUCUUGGGUGCGGGCGGCCCAAGUAAAGUCUAUGUAGGGGAAACACUGGAUUCACAACCGUAUUUCUAAUUCAUACAUUUAAAUCACAAAUUUAUCUCAUGUUGUAGUGAGCGUAGUGUUAAAAUUCUUGCUGUUAUUUCAUUUUUUUUACAUCUAAUAAUUUAACAUACAAUGUGUACCCCACAAAGACAGGAGGCAGCAACAUUAAAAAUCACUGACCAAAGCCCUCGAGAGGACUAUUUCCUCUUCCGUAGACUUCAUGGUGCUUCGCUACUGUGUUGCAUUUAUUUAACCUUAUUUAACUUAACUUGAAAUAUCACUCAUGAAUCAUGUAUUUAGGCGUAUAGGACAGGGUGAUGACCCCACUUUAUGUUUGAGGUGUUCGACCCUUUAGCAGAUUUUUCAUAAGGGUGAUCUGCUGUCUUGAAUAACUGGCUGGUCACUUUGAAAUGCUCCCAGUUCAAUCAUGUGUGAUCCCUCUGCCAUAGUCAAGCCUAUGUCUCAUUGUUAAGACGGCGUAUUAUUAAGCUGGUGCACUACAGGUAUCUCUUCGUUUUGGUCUGUGCAGGUUACGCCAAAUAAUGUCCUGGUCCUUGCUCGAGAGUGACAACAGCAACACUCUGUUUAGUGGAGCUUUUCUGAUUAACUGAGUGUGACAUUUGAAAGCAUGUGUAACAGUGACACUAAAUCCCAGUUGGAUUUAGCAGCAUUCAGGCUGUGUGUGCAGGAGAACACUCGAUGUUCACAAAAAGAAGAAAGGUUCACUCAUAAGCCAGUCUUUGAUGUGUUCAGACAAGACGAGUGAAAACAGCCCUGUGCACUCUGCAGAUACCAAUGUAGGCUCUGCUUUUCAGGCAAACAAAAACACAUUUGCUUAUUUUUUAAGGUGAUUCGUCCUUUAUUCAAACAGUCUCCACAACAGGGAAGAUAAAACCGGAGAAGGUCUUUAAAUCUGUCGCUUACAGGUGUUCUUUGGAUGCUUCAGGCCUGAAACAUUUGUUUCUCCUGGGGGAAGAGAUUGGUAAAAGAUGGAAGUGAAAAAAUGAAAUAAGCAGCUUUCCGUCAAAAAAAGAGAACAGUCCAAGGCCCACUGGAGUGACAGUGUAAAAAUAAAACACCCUCAUUUUUACACCAUCACUUCAGUUUGCCUCAUUUUUUUUAAAGGGAAAUUUUCAUUUUUUUUCAUUUUUGUCUGCGUACCAAAACAACAAUCUUUUCCCCAGAUGAAGCAAAUUUUCCAGAAUAGUUUUUUAUUUCUGCUUUUCAGUUGUCCUGAUUUGCAAUCAUUUAUUUAUAAAGCGCCAAAUCACAAGACACUUUCCAAAAAAGCCAGUUUAGACCUAACCCAAAAGACCCAAUCUCAAAUCAACAUGAAUGAAGCACUUGUAGUAUUUAGCGAGUUACAGUGGUAAGGAAACACUCCCUAACACACUUAUCCUUUAAAAAUCAUUCAUUGCCGUAUGAACAAAACAGCAAAACCUUUAUUCAUUCAUCAUCAUGCAGGGUUCCUACACAGUUUGAAUUUCCAUACCCUACUUUUUAGAAUUAUUUUUGGAAAUACCUGCUUUUCUAUUUUAGAAAACAGUAUUUUAGAACUGUGGUAAUAGUCUAGAAACAGAAAUAUUUUUCCAUACUUUAUUUUUCAUUUUCCAUACGUCUUAAGACCUGGAAAUUGAUCAAAUGUAUUUCCAUACUUUCGUAGGAACCCAGGUGUGAAGAUGUCAUCUUUAACUACACAGGAAUAGGUUUGCCUAAAUGAAAACACUUUCUGUUGCUCGGUGGUUGCAUUUUAACACAAACUAGACCUUUAAAAAUUAUAAUUUGUGAAAGUAAAAUGGACAUAUCUGUUAUUCACUUCAUUUAAUAUUAACCACUGAGCAGCUGCGGGUUAAUUCCCUCACACACAGGGACAUAAAUGAGCAUUUUGAGAGGCUGUAAGUGUAAUGAGUAAACCAAAGUUUCCUCUUAGUUACCGUCACUGUAAAUGUUGACUUAUCUUUGAAGUCUCAUCCUGUGGGGGCUGAGCUCUUUGAAUUUUGCAUAAGGAAGUUUCAGCGCAGCAGAUUGUGACAUUUUAUCUGGAGUACACAGCGCAGCAGUCUGCUGCUUACUGGUAAAAUUUUAUGGCAAGCUAACCACUUAGAGCUAACAACAAGCUGCAUUUUAUAAGAGCAGCCUCUUCAUGACAACAAGCUGCAGCUGCUGAACAUGAAAUCAGUUUCUCACUCUGGCUCCAUCUCCACAGCCUGCAAAGACGACAUUAGCGCUGAAGCAUCACCCUCCAUUCCUGAUCUGAUUAAGUAUCCCUGCAUCGCCUUCACGAAGCCACAAGAGGAGCUCAAAGUCAACGUGAGGUCUGCGCUGGGGACUACCACCCUUGUUUUCUCUGACAUGAGCAAGAAGCCAAAGCCUGUAAACUCCCCUCUGUCCCCAGCAGGCAGUCAUUUGAAUUCCUUGGCGACAGAGCGAGGUUUAUAUAAAUACAACUUCUGCCAAGGGACAACAAGCCCCAAUUAUGCCUCUGGUGGCUGGCAGAAGCAAAGUGCCGAGCGCACCAAUAGGGAAUCGCUGGCCUCCUACAGUCAGCCAUCCAAGAAAAUGAGAAUUGAUCACAGCCCCUUUCCCAGUAACAAUGCUCAAAAUGGAACCCCCAACUCACGGUGAGUGAAUCUCGCUCUAGUCUUCAUGAAUAAAGUUUAUAAUAAGAGAAGUUUUUGCAACUUCAGGGAGAUAAGUGGGAUAAAAAAGCAUGUAGCUGUGGAAUUUUUAAUACACAACUGAUGAAUAGCCAUAGCAGGAUACCAUGUGAGUACAAUUGUUUCUAAAAUGUCAUCACAAAUUGCUGAAAGGAGGUUGUUUUCGCCCUAACAAGAGUUGAUGUGACAGGCGUGCUCGUGUUUUUACCUUCAAUUUAUUUCUAAUAAGACUGUUUCUUCAGUUCUGUCAGUACAAGCAAAACACAAGUGACAAGCCGCAGCCCCACCAUUUCUUCUGGUCCCAGCACGCCGUGUUGUGUAUCCCACCGCCGCCCGACCGUCCUCAGGACAGUUCAGAAGGACGGCGACAACAAAGGACGACAGUUCUACUCCUGCUCGCUCCCCAGAGAGACCAAGUGUGACUUCUUUGAGGUGAAAAUGGAAAAUAAGUUAUCUCUGUGGCUUUGUGUCACCUGAAAAUUACAGAAGUUAAUUAUUUCUCAGAGCUGAGUUUUUGAGUGUCCGCAAACUUUCAGCCACAAGUUUCACUGCUUGAAAGAGAGAGCUGGCAACUGACUUAAAGAAAGUAUUUUCUCGUUUGCAGUGGGCUGACUUGCACUUUCCCUUUUGUCACCAUGGGAAACGCUGUUUAAUGAGGACCGUUCUGAAACUAGGACCCAACAACGGUCGGAAUUUCUACACCUGCAGCUUUCAAAAGGGUAAACAGUGCGAGUUUUUCCAGUGGGCAGAGAACGGACCGGGGAUCGCCAUCCUCCCUGGUUGUUAAUGUGUUCCAGCAAUGCAUCGCUCCCAGAUGAAGCCUGUGUGCUCAGAUUGGUGAAUUUACAAACCAAAGGACACAACAGCAAACAGCAGAGAUCUAAAGGAGAGUGUCUCAGCCCUGAUCAGAUGUUUAUUUGCAUGUGGUGUCUGUGUGUGUGUGUCCUGUUCAUCUUUUAAGUGUUUUUAAGAAUGAAAUAAAGAUUUCAAACAGCAGUAAUGAAAA
Molecule: messenger RNA, 46059 nt
Organism: Xyrichtys novacula (pearly razorfish)
Lineage: Eukaryota; Metazoa; Chordata; Actinopteri; Labriformes; Labridae
Source: the annotation of a GenBank genome assembly